CUUUUAUACCCCCAGGAAAUGAAAAAAAAAAAAAAAACACCUGGUCAAACAAAAAGUACAAUCAUUCAAUGGAUAGUGAUGAAAGAAAAUAAAUAUUCAAAUUAGAUUGCAGCCCAACCCAAGUGCUACCUUGUAUCUCAUGUACUUCCUUUAAAAUAGUCACAUUCUCAAGACACAAGCAUCAAGCACUCAUCAGAAUAAAGAUAAAUGCUGAGCAGUUCUGUCUUACUGUGCUGGGAUAGGUGAGUCUUUCUAUGUCUAUGUGAGGAGUUGCUGUGUUAACUUUUACAUUUAUUAAUGCAGUGUUGUUCAGCUUCGUGUUUGAUUUAAAAUGCUGAAUUUAGAAUUGAAAUAUAGAUAGACAUACACACACACAUACACACACACACACACACACGUUUAAGAUAAAAUGAGCAGAAUGAUUGCUAUUCACUUAUGUCCUGUGUAUUCAAUGCUUUGUUUAAUUAUUUUUAUUUUGCUUAUUUAAUUAUUUCAAUUGUGUUCUCCUUCCUGUACACAUGAGGCCAUAAUAGAUGUGUAGUAAUUGUGAUGAUGAUUGCUUAGUGGUUUAUAGCAGAAAAAAAAUAAAAAAAAUAAAAAUGUCUCUAUUCAUAUUGCUUCUGGGCAUGAACAGUCCAACAAGAUAAAACUCAAAGUAGGAAACAAAAAUAAACUUUUGCAGACAACAUUUAUAGCUAUACUUUAUCAGCAGAAGACAAUUAAAAUCAGAUUCUGUUUCAGGAAGCUGGGCCCGCUGCUACCUGUUCUGUUUAUUUAUUUAUUUAUUUUAACCACUUUAAUUGUUAAACUGGCGUGCAAAAUGCAGCAAAUCAGUUAUCUUGCCUACUGAUAACCUCUUCCCUCCCAUUGUGCGUACUUAUGCUAACUUUUAGUUUAGAUUGCAAAGCAGUGCAAGCAAAAUGUAUCCCAUGUAUCUAUACCAUACGGCCCUACUUACUUACCUUUUCUCUCAAUUUUGUCUGCCACCUAACAGAAAAACAUGUAACUCUCCAAGACUAAUUUGCAUCCUUUCUGCAUCUAUGCAGGAGGACCAUACAUGGUAGCUCCCUCUUUCACCCCAUCUUUGUAGGUCAGACUUCAUGGCUGUCAACUGACAGUCAAAGAAUGGUUUUAAGUAUACUGGGCAGUUUCUAUUAGUUAUAUGCAGCUCUGCUCUGCAUUGUAUAGAAUAUAAGCAUUAAUGUACUUACUGUAUUAGGUUAUUAUCUCCAGAUACAUACAUGAUUUUGUCAUUUGCGUGAUAUUUUCAAAAAGCGGGAUUCCUAGAAUUGACUUUGGCUUUCUUGCACCUUUAGGCAGGAUACCUGACCAUUUUUAUCUAUUAUUUUGACACAACACAAAUAUUUAUUCAUCUAUGUCAACAUUUCAGACUCCAUCUUCAAAAUGUUUAAUAUCACACAUUUUUCUUUAAAUGAUAAAUAAAUAAUAAAACAAAAUGUGUAAAAAUGUGUAAUUUUAAGGCAUUCUUUAUAAGCUGUUUUGGUCUACAUUUAAUUAUUAUCUAUGCAUUCCAUGUUUCAAAUAAUUAUUUGCCAAUUUUGUUUUUAUUAAAACAAAAAGGACUUGUUAGUAAAUUGUUUUAGAACAGAGAGUUGGUCCAGUUGCCAGUUACAGUUGCACUAAAAUGCACCAGGCAAAUAUUAGCAGUACUGCAAAUUGAUGCCAAAUUUAAUUUUCUAGUAUUUAUAUAGUUUAUGCAUUGAUGAUUUCUUUCAUAAAAGGACAAUAUAUGACAGUAUAUGCAAAUCUCAUAAUGUGCUGAAUGAGUGUUUGUGAAAGAAAGUUUAAUUGUAACUUUAAUUAGGAAUAAUUCAUGUAUAAUAUCAUAUACAUCAACAUAACAUUAUACAAAUGAAAUUUUACCUAAAAGAACACUAGACACCAGAUUAACUGUCCCUCCAGCCUCAGCAGAUAAAAAGCUGCCUUUUCAGAGAAAAGCCAGUGUUUUCACUGUUGCCUAAUGCCAAGUCUAGUGGUUGUCACUCAGACAGCCACUAGAGGGUAUCCAAUGAUUACAGGACCCACAUUUAUCUCUGCAUGGAAACUCUAAACACUUCCCAUAGAGAUUUUACAUGCUCCGCAUGGAGAUUCUGAACACUUGCCAUAGAGAUUCUACACAUUCUGCAUGGAGAUUCUAAACACUUCCUAUAGAGAUUCUACAUGCUCCGCAUGGAGAUUCCGAACACUUGCCAUAGAGAUUCUACACAUUCUGCAUGGAGAUUCUAAACACUUCCUCUAGCGAUUCUACAUGCUCCGCAUGGAGAUUCCGAACACUUGCCAUAGAGAUUCUACACAUUCUGCAUGGAGAUCCUAAACACUUCCUAUAGAGAUUCUACAUGCUCCGCAUGGAGAUUCCGAACACUUGCCAUAGAGAUUCUACACAUUCUGCAUGGAGAUUCUAAACACUUCCUAUAGAGAUUCUACAUGCUCCGCAUGGAGAUUCCGAACACUUGCCGUAAAGAUUCUAUACAUUCUGCAUGGAGAUUUCUAAACACUUGCCAUAUAGAUUUGUUGACUCAAUGCAAUGAGAAAAUUUUGACUGGGUCAAAGAUCAGUGAAUGCCAUUUAUGCACACUAGCCCCUCAAUGUUUCCUUACAGAGGAAGCUUGAAAAAGUCUACUCCAUGAGCCAAAAUUUUGCUAUUUGUGUACUUCCUGCUAUGCAUUAAAUAAAACACAAUCAGGGUUAUUUACUAAAGUGUGAAUUGUUGGGACAAGAAAGUGAUUUGAAAGUGAAUUUAAAAUGUAUGGACAAAGUAGUUGAAAUGGAAGAAUUCUCCCAACAAUGCUUACUUUUUUUAACUAACCCUGUAUGCACCAUUUUUUAUUUUUUUGUGGAAUUUAUUACUAUUGUGGUGACUCUGGAGGUCUGUGCAGCACAACAAUUUAGUAAGUGUUAAUCCAGUUUGUGCUGUACAUCUAGUAAAUAUUUGCACCUCUUUCAGCGAUCACUUAUUUUGUCAUAACUGCUUACUUUCUCAUAAGCCCUGAAGAUGGUACAGUGCCAGUAUAGCAUAUCAUAGCAUGGACUUCAUGAUCACCUAGUGUGGAGGAGUCUGUGAGGGAACACAAAAUGGGAGAUAUACACCUAUAUCCACUCUCUAUGCACUAGACAAGCCUCUGAAACUACCAGUAUCACUAGAAAUGAAACCAGGCCUAAUACAAUUUUGAUGCCCUGUAUCGUGUUACACCUUUGUCUUAUCUUGUUAAAAGGGUUUCUUUCAUUCACAUUGCUGGUUCCCUGAGACUGGCUUCGAUUAAUGAAUAUCUUAACAAAUAAAAGGUCAGAUUAUCGUCAUAUAGCAGGCUGACACACAGCAAGUCUCCGAAAACCCAACUCAAGUUAUCAUGUAUUCCUCCAACUAGCAAUUUAUAACCCAUGAAGAAGAUCAAGUCCAACCAAAGAUAAUGCUGAUAGCACUGUCUGGAUGCAUCAAAAUCCUUCACCCUGUAUUAUAUUUAUUACACUGUAUGACUUUUUUUAAUACGUGAAUCUUGUGUUGAUAAGCUAUUAUACGUGGCAAGAUAAGAUAAGAUAAGGAAAUACAUUGAGAUUGUAACAGAUUUUCUGUGGAAAUGUGACACAAGGUUUAGUGCAAAAUCAAGAGAACUCACAUAUUAUUCCAGUCAUUGAGUAAUUUUUACCUUGGUAAUACCUUCUUUUUAGUAACCAUAAAUAUAUUAUUGUUGCCAAGUGUUAUGAUGUUGAGCCCUUCCUGGGAACUCUGAUUAUAUUUUUGUAGUGGCUGUUAUAACACACUAUGAAAUCAUGAUUCAUUAACAAAAUAUGCUGUUAUAUUAAAUGGAUCAACACCUUCCUCUGAAUUACGCAGAGUUUUAUGUCCUCUCUGUAAUCUAUCACCAAUUAAAAGUGGACAUAAAAGACUAAACAAAUAAUGGCUAGCGACUCAAGCAAUAUUGCCAACACUAUAUGAUAUUAAUUUGUUUAUUACUAAAUUAUAUAGAUUUUACUUUGACGCAAUCACUUUUACAGAUUCGGAAUAUAGGUCAAUGAAAUAUAAUCCAUAGUAAAUCAUAUUUAAACAACAAAACUUGACUAGUUAUAUCCUUAUUUAGUUAACUAUGGUGUUAAACAACACCAAAAAUAUAAAUAAAUAGAUGUAAACUUCUAUGCCAACAACUUCACAAUCUCUUUCCCUGAACCUAGAGAACCCCCAAACAAAUGCAGUUUGUGAGAAUUUUAUUUCUAAUGUGAAUGCCUUUAAACUGUUAUACAUAUAUUUUAAAAAAUAUAUCAAUUAAAAUAAUCCUGUGGGUUUAUUGGUUAAACAAAAUCACUACAUUCCCUUUGGACUAAAAUUCAGAGUUGAUUGCAGCACUUGUGUUCUUCUCAGAUUCAAGAGAAUUCUCUUGUAUUAAAAAGGAAUAGCAGGUUCUCUACUGACCAAACUACUUUAAGCUUGUUGACUAUUUGCCCAAUCAUCUUCAAAGUGACUAAUGCUGUUUCUGGAUAAUUUUGGUGAAAAGUUAAAGGACCAUUAUAGUGCCAAGAAAAAAAACUCAUUUUCCUGGCACUAUAGGGUCUUUGGGUUCCCCCCCCCCCACUCUCAGGGUUCCCCUCCCACCAGGCUCAAGAGGGGUUAAGGGGUUAAACACUUACCUUUCUCCAGCACUGGGCUCCCUCGGCGCUUGGGAAAUCUCCUCCCUCUUCUAACGUCAGCAAGGAAUGUGCAUGCGCAGCAAGAGCCGUGAGCGCAUUCAAUCAGUCCAUAGGAAAGCAUUUCUCAAUGCUUUCCUCUGGACGGAAGCAUCUUCUCACUGUGAUUUUCACAGUGAGAAGUGCAGAAGUGCCUCUACCGGCUUUCAAUGAGACAGCCACUGGAGGCUGGAUUAACCCUAUUGUAAACAUAGCAGUUUCUCUGAAACUGUUAUGUUUACAGCUGCAGGGUUAACCCUAGAUGGCCUGGCACCCAGACCACUUCACUGGGUGCCUUUAAUAAUUUAGAUGACACUGUAUGGGUGCCAUUAUAUGCCGCCAUUUUUUCCAAUGUGACAAAGGCUAGUGCAAAGUCCAAAGAACUGACAUACUGAGUACUUUAUACUUUGGUAAUACCUUUCAUCUUAUUGGUAAACAUAUAUACAUUGUUGUUGCCAAAGUUUUGUGAUGUCGAGACUUUCCUAGGAAAUGUGAUUAUAUUUUAUAGGGGGUGUUAUAACUCACUAUGAAAUCAUGAUUCAUUAACAAAAGAUGCUGUGAUAUGAAAAGUGUCAGCACAUUCCUUAGAAUCACGCAGAGUCGGAUGUCCUCUUUCUCAGUCAUCUAUCACCAAAUACAAGUGGGCAUUAAAGCUAAAACAAAUAACGUCUAGCGACGCAAGCAAUACUGCUGACACUGAUAUGAGAAUAAUGUAUUCUUUACCAAAUUAUACAAACUGAUGAGUGUUUCUCCAAACUUAUGAGUGUUACAUCACAUGCCAUCAGCUAUGAUAUGUCUAUGCAAAAUCAGGUUAACCAUGUCUAUUCCCUGACUGAGAUUGUGUAAAUUACUGAAUUUAGCUAAUGUGAACUAACGGACACAUUUUCAAAGAGAUAAGCACACAUCCACUUUGAAUAUAGGAAUAGAGAAUAGCUUGGCAACAUUUUCUGGGACCCCUAUAUUUGAGUAUGUCGUUAUUUAUUAUUUCAACCAAACCUUGUAAUGUAACUAAUCUAAAAAGAAAAAUGCAUAAUAUAUUUCUCUAAAACGAACAUUUAGAAAUGAAUGGUUUAGGCUAUGUUUGUUUAUUUCUAUGCAUCGCUGCUUAUUCAUUUGUCACUUUUAUGUUGUCUAUUUACAUCUACUUUAGGCUUCAAAGACAGCGGUAAUAACCAUGAUUUGGAGGCUACUGGUAUUUUGGUUCUGCCUUUUUAAUACAUGGGUGUUGGGGAUAUUGGGUAAGUAACACAAUAUAAAACAGUUUCAUUGAAUGAAUUAUAAUUAGGAAACACCGUUACCCAACUAUCUAGAUAUACAUUGAUAGAUAUACAUUGAUAGAAAAAAGUAAAUAUUUUGUAAUUAGUAUACAAAGGUAAAUUAUUAAUUCUCUGUUCUAAUAAAUACAAAUAUCUUGUGACAUAAUAGCAAGUUUCUCAUAGAGAGAAAUAUCAGAAAAAAUUAUCACCAAUAAGGGGUCAACAUGAUUCUAUUACAUAGAGCAGUGCUCCUCAACCCUCUCCUCAAGGCACAGCUAACAGUCCAGGAUUUAGGGAUUACCCUGGUGUAUUUAAGGUGUUUAGACACUAAGGUGUUUUUGUUUGUUUGUUUCUAAACCUGUAGAAACACCCGGGUGAUCCCUAAAUCGUGGACUGUUAGGUGUGCCUUGAGGAGAGGUUUGAGGAGCACUGACGUAGAGUCCAUGAUACAUAUAUAUGGGGAGGUACAUACAGCCCAUGAAAUGCAAUUUUAAAAUGAUUUAUUAUGGCGUACUUGUAGCAUAAAAUUAGGAAACAUUUUGAAAUAAUUCUAUGUUAAUACAUUUCACCAAUCAUUAUUUGACUAAUAAAUGUGCUUAAAUCAAUACAAUAAAGAAUUACAUCAAUUAUUUGGUAAUUCUUAGUAUAUAUCAUAAAACAGUCCAUUUAGGAAAAAUACUAAAUUAAAUUGCAUUUAUUGAUCAAUCAUUAAACCUUAGGUCAUCGAUCAUUCUAGAUGUCUAGUUAGGACAUUUUUACAGUGGUUUGGUGUGUUUUCUUUUCACUAUGGCAAUGGUUGCUUCCCAUACAGCUCUAUUAUUAUUCAUUUGUACGUACACUUCCUGAAUACUGAAUAAAAUUAAUGUGAUAGAAUAUAAUAUAUGAUGAAUAUUUGCUCUGGUUACUGGCAAUGUGUUCAUAUUGCUUUUAAUGUGAUUUUUUCACAGGUAAUAACACCACGACUGUUGACUGGGAAGUCCAACGUUAUGACGGGUGGUAUAAUAACCUUGCGCAUCACAGCACCGGUGCCACAGGUAGGCGACGUCAAAGCUGUCUCUUAUCGUUGUUAUUUGCAAUGUGAUCUGUGUUAAUUGGUAAUAUGACUCAUUGUUUUUGAACUUUAUUUCAUAGUUACAAUAAUAGAAAUGUGUUUAUUUCUCAGAGUAACUGUAAUUUAGGAUGACUCAGUCAAACAAUUUCACACUUUCCCAUAUUCCUGUUGAUACAAAAUUUUUUUUUAAAAACAGACGUAAUUUCAUAUAAGGCUUAAAAAUGUUAAUCUAAAUCUCCAGGAUGGAUCAUUUAUCUACAAUUAAAGAAGUAAAGAAGUACCCAGAGUACCAUAACACAGCAUUUAGUAGUGGUUAUAGUGCAGUUUUUGUAAAAAAAUUUUUGCUUUAUAAAUUUGAUUUAAAUUUAAAUUAAUGUAUCUGGAAAUUGUUCCACAUCUAUAUGUAAAUAUGGUAUUUCCUCUGUCACAUAGACACUGUGUACAAACUUGUCAAAGAAUAAUCUGAAAAGUGAUGAAAAGUUGUAAAACUGGGACAAUAGUCAAGGGAACCAUUGAAACCACAAUGUACAUACCAUUUAUGGUUAUGCCAGUUUGCUAAACUUUUCCAAACUACAACAAACCUCUCCUUAUGUUUUUUUUGUUACUGUUCAUUUUAUGUAUCACCAGAUUCUAAACUCCUACGCCUUUACCCAGCCUCUUAUUCGGAUGGGGUUUACCAAGUAGCAGAGCCACCUGAGCUCCCAAAUGCACGUGAUGUCAGUAACGUAUUAACAAAAGGUCAAUCGGGUCUUCCUUCAGUCCAGAAUUUCACAGUACUUGGUGUGUUUUUUGGUAAGAUAAAAGUGAAUCUGCUUUGAUUAAAACAUUUUCCUUUAUAUUUAUAAAAAACAUAUGAUACAUUAAUAAUUGUAUUUAUAUUUAAACAGCUUUAAAUACAUUUUUAAAAAUAUGUGUACACACUACAACACUCUUACAACCAUAUCAUCAGCAACAUGCUUGUUGAGAGUGCCGUUUGCUAAGAGCGUUAUCUGAUCACUCUAAGUCAAAAAAUUGUGCCCAGCAUCAAUAAGCUUAGGUGAGACAGAUAACGUGUGACUCUCUGUCUGAGCAAGUGGAGGAGGGGAGUGUACCUGACAAACUCUUGGUAAGUAGUCAACUCAUUCUAAAACAAUGGUGGUGUCAGGGCUCCGCAGGCGGCUGUGAGCGGUCUCCCCUCAUCCUACCUGUCGGUGAGCAGCGUCUCCUCUGUGCUGCACACCGCUCUCAUCCUCCUCCUCGCCUCCCAGUGGCAGCAUGUAUAACACUGCAAGCUGGGAGCCUGCGCAUUUAUGCGAAUGCCGGGGUCAGUCACGUGACCCGGCGUUAAAGCAACAGUACCAUAAUCACAGUGGGAAGUAUAGAUAUCUCCCACGUGUGAUGGUUAAUUCUAAUUGGAAGUUAUCCAAUCAGAAUUAAGCAAAGGAUAUAUAUACUUACCUUUCCUGUCUCUCAGUGCCCUGCUGUGGUCUUGUGAUACCAUUGGUGCAGUUUUCUCGUGUUGCUCUCCGGUUACCGAUUAUUUGGCUCGUUAUUCUGAUUUUCCUCUAUUCUCCACUCCUUUGACCUCGGCUUGUUUCUCAUUCUCCCGUUUUCUGGCUCCCUUUACUUGGCUUGUCUCUUGACUAUUCUUAGUGCGCUUAGCCCGGCCACUCUAAGGACCAGUAUAGCAUCCUUCCUCUCUGUUACCUGUUAGCGUGUUAGGUUCCCAAAUCGUGACAGGUGGGGUAGGGCACUAUUGACACCAUACCCACUACAGUGCUCGGCAUGUUCCAAAUUUUCUACUCCAUAGUGAUCAUAUCCUUUACUUACAAGCAACAGAGCAAUAAAACAGAUUUACCUAUAUGCCUGCCAGAAAAAGAUAGCACAUUAACCAUCCCGUCGGCAUAGUCAAAGGUUAAAAUAGUUAACUUUUACCCUUUGUUCAUAACUCAUUGGGUGUAACUACUGUUUAACUUCAGUUAUUGAUGAAGGGACUUGGCAUCACUGCCAAUUAACAUAUAAUAUGGUAAUAUUGUAACCAGGAAGAGAGGACCAUAAAAUUAGAUGUUACAUAAUGACAUUUUUCAAACUGCACUCAGUUACAAUAUGUGAAGAUUUAAAUAUAACAUAAUAUAUAAAGAUUGUCAUAUAGAAAAUUAUGUGAGGGUAAAAGAAAAUUAGAGCAUGUAAAAUGUGCUAGCCUAAAUUAAAUGCGAUUUAUAUUCUCAUGCACCAACCGUUUAAUACGUUAUUGAGAGAGAUAACAUCUUUGCACCAAUAAGCCCAUAGCAGAGUCCUGCAAAUUUCAAUGUAAAGAAAAAUUAGAUACAAAUGUUUUUUGUUUUUUUAACUGUGACGCAUAAAAUAUUAAUCUGCUUCCGUAACUUGACUUAAAGGAGCGCUCCAAUGAAAAAAAUGUCAUUUAAUUAUGCAUUUUUCAUUGAGAGUAUAUUCAUAAGAAGCUUUGAAAUGGUGACAAUCUCUUGUCUGCGGCCUUUGCAAGCCUUCCACUUCUUCACCAGCCCAGACUUUCUGUGACUGUCUUUAAUGAAAUGCAAAUUUGAUGAAAUGCAUAUGGAUCAGUCACUUGAGACAGUGAUCCUUAGUGAGACCAGGGUCCUGCUAUAUCACUCCCAGUUUAUCUCAGGAGCAGACUCAUCUGCCAAUGCCUUCUCUUUCCAGGCAGAGGGGUCACUACUUGCCUGGGAGAAGCUUCCCAUCCUACCAGGCAGGUAUUAUUAUUAUUUUUAUUACUGGUAUUUAUAAAGUGCCAACAGAUUCUGCAGCACUGUACAAUUAGUGGAGAACGUACAAUAUACACAGACAAAUACAAGAGGUAGAGAGGGCCCUGCCCGUAACUUGAUAUGUAGCCAUUGGAUCUCUUUUAUACAAAGUGCUUGGCUAGAUGGCCCGUGAGCUUCUAAUCUAAAGGAUAAAAUGGAGAUUUGAGACAAGAUGUAGCAGGGGAAGUUUGGAGGUGAUGACUUUAAGUGUUAACAGAGAAGCAGCUAUUGGAACAAUACAAAGGGAAUGAAGAGGUAAUUGAGUGAGAAUCUCAAACAGCUGGAGGAGCAUGCUAUAUAUUUAGGGGGAUUUAGGUAGCGUCUCCUCUGCCCAUUUUUCUUCUACAAGGCAAGGAACUGACUCCCUCUACCCAUCCUUCUUCUACCAGGCAGCUAUUGACCCCUCUGCCUGUCCUGCAUCUCCCAGGCAUGUAUCAACCCCUCUGCCUGUCCUGCUUUCAAUUACUGCCUUUACAAAGACAUUUGUGGCUCUCAGGCCUAUAACUUUCUUGAUACAUCGCCGGAACCAGAGAAUAAUGCAGCCAGCAAGCAGGUCUAGAAACUCUGCUACUGGAUUCACCAAACAAGCCAGACAUGACACACAGUUCCCAAUGGAACUAGAAUACAACUCUACUUUGUGGACAAGUACAAGCCUUUGGUGACUUGUCCUUAAGCAUCUGGUGGCAACCAUUUACAAUGCCAAUAUACAGAAUAUUAGUAGAGCGACCAUAAUUCAUACAUCAAAAUAUAUAAUACAAGUAAAUAUUUCAAACACAAUAAAUAAAAAAAUAAAUAAAAAUAUAUAUAUAUAUAUAUAUAUAUAUAUAUAUAUGUAUUUAACUGCCUAUUUUUUUAAAUUAAUUUGCAUGCACAUUUCCAUUUGAUCAACAUAGGGCGCUGCAGAGUUAUCAAACUAACAAUGCAUACUUUGUAAAUCGAUUGCUACUGUCACACGGUCCAAUCACAGACUUCCCAAUGCAGCUCAUUAAGUGAUCUAUGUAAGGCAGGUGCUUUGAGCAGUUGCUUGUCUUUUGAGUUUAGCUAGCUCCAUUGAACUAUGCAGAUGACACACAAAUCUAUCUGUCCUCUCCUGAUCUCUCCCCAUCCCUCUUGACUAGUGUCUCUGACUGUCUCUCUGCUAUUUCUAACUGGAUGGCUGCCCACUUCCUUAAACUUAGCUUGACCAAAACUGAAAUACUGGUCUUUCCUCCCUCAAGUGUUGCUACUCCUGUGUCUGUCUUCCUCUAAGUCAACGGUGCUAACAUCAGCUCCACAAAGAAGGCUCGCUGCCUAGGUGUUCUCUUUGACUCCUACCUCUCCUUCAUGCCUCAUGUUCAGUCUUUCGCCAAAUCCUGCCACUUCCAUCUAAAAAACAUUGCGCACAUCCAACCCUACUGAACGCCAGAUGCGACUAAGGUGUUGGUCCAUUCCACUGUCCUUUCUCGCCUUGACUACUGUAAUCCGCUUCUCAGUGGUCUUACGUGCUCUUAACUUGCAUCGAUACAGUCCAUAACGAAUGCCCAUCUUCCUGUCCACCCGCACCGCCCACGCCUCACCCUUAUAUCAAUCCCUACAUUGGCUUCCUGUAAGAUAUAGGGCACAAUUUAAAAUUCUGGUUCUUGCUUUCAAAUCUCUACAUAAUGCUGCUCCCACCUAUCUAUCCUCCCUUCUGAAGACUUACGUAUAUCUUCUUUUCGUACUCCCACCUCGCCUCUGAUGCAUUGUUUAUGGGAUAAAUUAGCUACAUAUGAAGUCAUAGAUAAUAUUUUAUAGUAGACAUAUUCAGUUUCAUAAAGACACCAUCAUGAAAUAAUUUACUUUUGGCAAGUAAAAUCAUUUAGAAUCUUGUUCAGGUGAGCAUUGUUGGGAAUGUUCUACUCAGUAAGCAAUGACCCAAUGAAAUGUCAAUGUAAAACUUAUCGUAUGUUUAAUAUUAGAACUUGGUUUGUCCCAGUUUUCUAACUUGUAGAUCAUAUCUCAUCUAGGAUCGAUUCGAUUCAGGCUACUAAAAACUGAUCAAACAAUUGAGGUUCCAUAGGACAUAUUAUUAACUCAAUGGGUUCCAAAUGAUCUUGGCUCCUUCCAUAGGAUCUUAUGGAAGCCAUGGAAAACCCAUAAAGUGGUCACACUUGUACAUGAAUGAGAGAGGACUUAUAAUACUGGAAAAAUGCUGCAUCAAGUCCCCACCUCAUCCCUUUCCUCUUAGUAUAAGGUUAAUUUGAAACACAAUGAUACAUCUUAAUAUUAAGUUUUUUAAAAAGUCAGGUCUGUCUCAUCAAGCCAAAACCUUCUGGGCAGCUGACUAACUAUUUUGGCGGUCACCAAGUCCACUUUAAUGUUAAGGCAUGCCCUGUGCUGUUCAAAAGUCUGUUUCAAAAAUAGAUGCAAAGUGCAUACAAUUAUAUUUUAUUCACAAUGGUAAAUAUCAGGAGACUUUUAGAUAACAAUACUAUGGAAUAUAAUUUUUUAAUGGUUAACCUUGAAGAUGAAAAGAGACAGAAUGGUAUAACAAAGCACCAGCCUUAUGUUUUGUACCAUAUGGUACAACCAUAGACAAUCAUACACCAAACAUUACAAAGGUUAAGUAGUCUCACUAACAUUGCACAUUUCUACUAAUGACAUAAGUAAUCAGUAUUCACAAUUUACUUAAUCAGAACGUUAUCUAACAGCUGCUUUCUGUGGAUUUCUAAGAAUUAUGUUCCAGACAGUUUAAUUCAUAAAUCAUGCCCCAUUAUUAGAAAACAGAGCAGGAAUUUAAAUAUACGUCCAUGAAUCAAAAUGACCAUAAAACAUCAUAUUCAUUGUUAAACUCAAUAGGAUAAAUAGUUACACAAUGAUUACUCAACUGACUUCUUGUGGCCAUAAUCAUGUUAAGUAAAUUCACACCUGAUAGUAUUACUUUGAUAACAUUGUGAUUGAUAAGAAGAACUAAAUAAUCUCAAAUUGCUACAUAUUUAAGAUUUUUUCCUUUUUUACAAAGAUCAUUAUUAUCUCUGUACCACAUCACCAGAACUACUGUAUUUACUCUCUUAGUAAGUUUAAUACCUAAACAAUUGAAUAUGUAGUAUCCAGGGAUAUAUUUCCUGUCUGGAUAAAAUGAGAUAUGAUAGCAAAGUUACCCAAUAACUUAGUUCAAAUUACUAACCGGCCAUAUCAAACCAAAAUUUGGAUACAAUUUCUGUUAAUAUUAUUAUUGCCAUGUAUAUAGUGCCAACAGAUUCCUUAGCACUUUACAAUACUAUAAGAGAGAGGAUUUAACUAUAAAUAGGACAAUUACAAGAAAACUUACAGGAACAAUAGGUUGAAGAGGCCCUGCUCAAACAAGCUUACAGUCUAUAGGAGAUGGGGUAUAAAACUCAUUAUGACAGGAAAUAGCAAUUAAAUAAGGUUGGAGUGAAGCCGAGCUGGAGGAGAGAGAAGAGUGCUGCCCUUUAGGAGAGAGCAAGAGACAGGUAUGUGAGGUAGAGGCUACUCUGGGAGGCCGUAAGCUUUCCUAAAGGGAUGGGUUUUGAGGCACUUCUUAAAUGAUUGAAGACUAGGAGAGAGCCUGAUGGCAGUAGGCAGGCUAUAUCAUAGGAAGGGAGCCGUCCAUGAGAAGUCCUGCAAGCGUGAGUUGGCCAUACGUGUGCAAGCAGAGGACAGGAGAAGGUCAUGGGCAGAGCGGAGAGACUGAGAAGGGCGUACCUAUGGAUCAGUGAAAAGAUAUAAGAGGGGGUAGAAUUGUUCAAUGCUUUAUAGGUAUGGGUUAGUACUUUGAAUUGACUUCUAUAAGAUACAGGAAGCCAAUGUAAGGACUGACAGAGGGGUAAGGUGUGAGAGGACUGACUAGAGAGGAAAAUCAGUCUGGUGGCAGCAUUCAUUACAGACUGUAGCAGAGGCUUUUGGGAAGACCAGUUAGGAGAGGGUUACAAUAAUUCAUGCAAGAAAUUACUAGAGAAUGGGCAAGCUCCUUGGUAGCAUCUUGCAUAAGAAAGGGGCGGAUGCGGGAUACACAUACAUAAUCUUAGAUGAAAACAUACACACAUAUACCUAUGAGUGUUUAAACAUCUUCUUUUGCCUGGGUGGACAAGCCAUAUGACUAUGACAAACACGUUUUUUUACAGUAGGUCUGUUUUUCUGUGAGUGCAACUGUCAACAGACACUCACCAGACACUUGGUCAUGUGCUUUUAAGCAAAACAAUUUCAUUUUUAAUCGAUUUUAUGGGCAACAUUCCUUGUGGUAUUGCCGCUGUCAUGGGAGAUGUCUGCACUGCAUUUUUUCCAAAACGUCCCUAAAUGGUGUGGCUUUUUAGGCAGCUUUAACUAAUUACCAGAAAGGAAAUAGAUUGAGAAAUUUAAUUUGGUGGUAGAAGUAGGAUUUUGCAAAAAGUUGCUAGUCCUGUAUUCUAGAGACAUAUAUUGACAGCUUUUGUAAGAUUAUAAUUUAAUAUUCUCUUUGUAGUAAAAAAACAAAAAAAUAAGUAGUGGAAACAAUUCAAUCCAACCAAGUUUUCUUUAAAGCAGUCCUCCGGGUAUUUAAACAAGCCAGUUUUUAAAUAUUUACAUUAUUAUUUCUGACUCAAUGGCUACGUGCGCAUUGAUGAGCGUUGCAUGUUUUUUUAUUCGGCUUUCAAUCAUCCAUUUGUUCUGUCAUGAUAAUUUUCCCUCCUUAUUGAUGAUUAAAUAUGCUGCAAAGAGGCUAAACAACUAAUCAUGUCAAGAUUUUGGGGCAUAUAAUUAAUCUCAAGCAACACUGGGACAUGUAUACCCAAAUGCUGCCCAUACACUGAACACCUGCCCUUAACUCCUACAUUACCCUAACUCACUAUACUAAACAAUAACCUGUACACUAUACCAUACAUUAACCAAUAUACUAAACUAUACAUUAACCAGUUCACUAUGCUAUACAUUAACCAAUACACUACACAAUCACUAAGCAUUAACACCUAUCAGGAAACCUUAACCCCCUGCCCUACACUUACACUGUAACUAAACAUCAAUCCCUACAUCACCUGAACUGUUACACUAACAUUAACUCUAAUUUAAAAAUAUAAUGGAACAUAAAAGAUACAUAACAUGGAAGCCUGUAAAUGGGGGAAAUAAUAAUGGCUGGAGGUUGUAGAGACAUUCUCCCUUGUGAUUUAAUAUGAUAAUUAUAGAACACCUUGAUUGCAUUAUUGUGAAAGGUGUGUGUAUAUAUAUAUAUAUAUAUAUAUAUAUAUGUGUGUGUGUGCUUUUAUAUAUAUAUAUAUAUAUAUAUAUAUAUAUAUAUAUAUAUAUAUAUAUAUAUAUAUAUAUAUAUAUAGUAAUGAUAGCACUCCAAGGACUUCAAAAAAAUAUUGUGAAAAAAACUUAGCUUUUAUUCAGGUGUCUGCCAGUAGUAGAUCGACGUUUCAGUUCUCUAAUGGAACUUUUGUCAGGAUACAGUGCAAUACAAAAAACAGUGCUUAAAUAACAUACAUACAUAUUAAUAUAAUCAAAACAAUGUAUACAAGCUGUACUUACAAUUACACCUUUGUGUGAUAGAAGCUGGUGUGAAAAAUUUGUGGGUAAAUUUAACCCGGUAUACAGAAAAUCACUGGUUCAGGGGUGAACUGGAAAGCUAUGAUUGCGUUCCACUGGUCAUCAUAGCGACCAGUUGGAACGCACGAGGGCAUGUUCGCAAUGAACUGCGAGCAGCCAAUCACGUUAGUGCGGCUGCAGGGAAGGCUCCGCCCACUCUGGAUGCGGCUAGCGGAGAGCUCUGAAUAUCGCCCUUGUAUUCAUGGGCAAAAAUAAAGGGAAAUAGUUCCCCUGGUAAACAAAAAGCUGGGCUAGGUGGACAGGCAUAUCUAACACCAAUGACACUGUAAGAACGCCGGUCUCUAGAAAAUAAAGAGAACGGCAGAGAAAGAAUAUACAAUAAUAAUAAUAAAUAAACCAUAAGGAAGAGGAAUAAUUUUGUGGCCAUCUAUGUAAUUAAUAAGUUAAAGGUACAGAGCAAGUAGUAAAUGUUGGUCUUAAUAAAGAGCCCUUUCUGUACUAAGAGUUUUUUGCGGUCACCGCCACGUAUGGGUAAGGGUUUGUGGUUGAUUGACAGAAAUUUCAUGGACGGUAAUGGAUGCUAAUACUCAAGGAAAUGUUUUGCCACUGGUAAGUCUGAACCAUUUUCUCUAUUGGCCACCCGGGUGCUGGAGCGGUGGUUGCGGAUCCUUUCAUGCAAUGGGAGGUCUGUCUUCCCUAUAUAUGACAGGCCGCAAGGGCACAUCAAUUUGUAAAUAACAAAGUCACUGCAUGUCAAGUUGUGCAUGUCAAGCGAUGGCGGAUAGUGAAUUUCUUCCCUGUAUGAGGAUGUGUGAAUAUCUUACUUGGAAUCAUGUGGCUGCAAGUCACGCAGUCCAAGCAUCUGUAACAUCCAGUGUUCAGAUGUUUUGAUUGUGGAUUAUAGCAGUGGGUAGGGUCUGUUUUAACCAAUAUGUCCCUUAGGUUGCUUCUUCUGCGAUAACACAUCAUAGGAGGAUCCUUAAAAGCUUGUGGGAGAGAGUCAUUGUUUCUCAUCAUUCUCCAGUAACGGAUCAAUGAUUUCUUAAGAUGAUGUGAAAUUGUGGUGUACGUAGAUGGGAAGACAAGUCUUUCACUGUUUGAAAGUUUUGCCAUCGGUGUUGCAUAGCACUUGUCUAAGGCUGUCUGCAGGAUCUUGUUGCUAUAGCCCCUGGCUUUAAAUUUGUCCCACAUUUGUUGCAGCUGAAUUUGGGUAUUGUUGGUAUUGGAAUUAUUCCGUAUUACCCUUAAAGGGACACUAUAGUCACCUGAACAACUUUAGCUUAAUGAAACAGUUUUAGUGUAUAGAACAUGCCCCUGAAGCCUCACUGCUCAAUCCUCUGCCAUUUAGGAGUUAAAUCCCUUUGUUUAUGAACCCUAGUCACACCUCCCUGCAUGUGACUUGAACAGCCUUCCAUAAACACUUCCUAUAAAGAGAGCCCUAUUUAGGCUUUCGUUAUUGCAAGUUCUGUUUAAUUAAGAUUUUCUUAUCCCCUGCUAUGUUAAUAGCUUACUAGACCCUACAAGAGCCUCCUGUAUGUGAUUAAAGUUCAAUUUACAGAGAAAGAGAUACAAUUAUUUAAGAUAAAUUACAUCUGUUUGAAAGUGAAACCAGUUUUUCUUUCAUGCAGGCUCUGUCAAUCAUUGCCAGGGAAGGUGUGGCUAGGGCUGAUAAACAGAAACAAAGUGAUUUAACUCCUAAAUGACAGUGAAUUGAGCAGUUAAAUUGCAGGGGAAUGAUCUAUACACUAAAACUGCUUUAUUUAGUUAAAGUAAUUUAGGUGACUAUAGUGUUCCUUUAAGAACUGAGAAUGGGGCAGCGACUUGAUAAGAAGUCUUGGAUGAUGGCUAGUUGCGUGCAAGAUGGUAUUUCUGUCUGUUGGCUUGCUGAAGAGAGUAUACGCUAUGGUAUUAUUUUCUUUGUAGAGACGUAUGUCUAGGAAGUCAACCGUGUUAGGAUCCAUUGUCAUGGUGAGUCGUACCGGGGUAUCCAGAUAGUCUCUAGCAUCUGUGUGGUAGAGUCAGGUGUGCCAUUCCAUAUCAUGAUGAUAUCAUUGAUGAAUCGUCUGUAAAAAGCAAUGUUGGCUUGAAAGGGGUUAAAAUGUUCUCCUGCUCGAAGAUGUACAUGAAGCCGUUGGUGUAUAUGGGGGCCAUGGCCACCCCCAUUGAUGUCCCCGAGAUCUGUUGGUACCAUGUCUUUUCAAAUAUGAAGUAAUUCAUGCUUAGAACAAGGUGUAGUAAUUCCAUGGUGUAGUCUAUGGGUGGGCCCAUGUAAUAGCAUAGCUUCGAUACCUGGUCUAUGUGGUAUGAUAGUGUAAAGGUUUUUUACAUCGCAUGUUAUGAACAAUGCAGCAGGGUCCAGUGUAUUGUUAUUUUGGAGAGAUAGGAGUAGGCUUGGGGUAUCCUUAAUGCUCUAUUACUCUCAAUUGUGCCUCUUUGAUUUCUUUUAUUUAUUUGAAUUUUUAUUGAUUUUCUUUUCAAAAUACAAAGAAGAUAUAACAAUACAAAACAUCAUACAUUACAUAUAUAGAUUACAUUUAGUUUGCAGAGUUUAGAUUUUUGUUCAUAAACAGAAAGAAAUACAAAUAGUUUAUCACACCGUAAAUCUAUAUAUUGUAUUUUAUCUUCCACGUUCAAAACGGCCUUUCUUAACUUCAUUACAUUACAACAUAGGACUUGUUAGUUAGCCAUAUUCUUAUGCACAUGUAUCAGGAAUAAAUACUUUCCAACUUAUUGAUAGUUUGUUAUAGAAAUGGAAAAUGUCACUUUAUUUAUAUAAUUAUGAAUAGCUUUUUCAUUUGAAACUGCUAUGAUUGUGCUAUAACAUUACCGUGUUGCGUAGAUUCAUUUGAUUUCCAGUAUCUGGCAAUCACCAUGUUGGCAGCCAUCAGACAAUGAGUCAUUGUAAUCCUGGCUUUUUAGUUUGUCAUUUCACUAUUCAAAUACAAGGGCUUUUUCUGGCCUUCUUGCCAGACCAGUGGUUGCUAAUUGGUUUAUUAUUCUAUGGACUACUAUCCAGAAUUGCGUAAUCUUGGGGGCAUCUCCACCAAAUGUUUGUCAUAGUUCCUACCUCUCUACCGCAUCUACAACACAAUGAAGAGUGUACUGAAGACAUUUUUGCAAGUCUGUUCAGGACAAUAUACCAUCUUUGUAUUACUUUCACAAACAUUGUGAGUACAAUUAGGCAAUGGAUAACCUUCUUUGUCGUAGUUACAGAGUCACACCAUUCUUUAUGAGAAUUUUUAUACCUAAGUCAAGAUACGAUUUCUUAAGGGCUGAAGGCUGAAUUGGUUCAAAUCUAGUGCUCAGUAAAACCUUUGUGCAUGAAUAGAUUUUAUUUACAUUUUUUUCACAGAAGAUUUUUUUUAGUUUGACCUCUUUAGUUUCUUUAUGUAAAUGUAGAAUAUAUUUUUGCAGACAGCUUUUAACCCUGAAAUAAUUGAAGAUUUCACGGUUAAGGAUAUCAACUAUAAUAACCACAAUAAAUCGAUGUAUUGUUAGGAUAAACUUGUCAAUGUACAGGCUAUUUAUUCUCAAACCGUUUGCAGGGGAACAUCUGUUAGCAUAGUUUUUCCCUUACCAGCACUUUGUUUUUGGUGACACCUUGAGUAGUUAAAGUAAGGUGAAACAAUACUUUAAAUGAAGAAGGAAAUGUAUAUAGGAACUGAAACAGGAAUAAAAUUAAAGAAGGACUUCAACUCAAAUGGAACCAAUAGUUAUAUGAAGUUUUGACUAAGGACACAGAGAUUGGGAGGACUUGUCAAUUGAUGCAAAAUAUAUUACAUCUUGACUUAUAUCACUAGAUGACAAGACUGGUUGUGUGCAAAGAAAAAGGAAUUAGUCUCAAAUCUAAAAAUUAGUAGGUGAUAAUCUUGGCAAUGACUUGACUAUGUUUGUUCAGGAUUCAUUAGAUUAAGUAUAGUAUGUGGUAAGGCAAAGCAGACAACGACUUUAAGAUUGACUUGAUCAGUGUACAAUGAGUUAUAAACAGUAGCAUAUUUGCGUGCAUGAGUGUAUAUGUAUGCACAUUCCUCUGUCUGCAAGUAGUCCAGGCUAAUUGCUUACCUUAUCUUCUGGAUAAGCCAAUUUUCAGUCUUAUUUUUGUACUGAACAUUAGCAGGGUAAUGAUUAUGUCAAGAACUUGAGUUUGCAUAAGAAUUAGCUGACAAAUCCUAGAAUGCAUGAUUGAUGAAUACCUUUCUGAUUAAUAGUAGCGUGGUUUUUAUGUACAUUAAAAAGUUUAAAAAAAACUAAAGUAUUUCAUAAGUAAAAGUACUUAAUGUAUUUUUGAUGUAUAGAAUACGUUUGAUGGGUUCAUUUGUAGAUUUGAGCAUAGCAAAAAAAAAAAAAAAUUUAAGCUGAAGCAUUUCGUCUGAAAACAAAAACAAAAUUCAGGAUGCCUGAAUUUUAUUAAUCAAAUAAAGUUUCAGGAAAACAAAAAGAGGAACCAUAGGGUGCAAAAAUGGGCCAAUCAGUAUCCUGUAAAAUAUAUAGAUAAUACUGCAUAAUAUAUGUAACAUAAAUAUUAUGUGUAUAUUUUACAGUACACUGAUAUGAGCAUUGUCCCACAAUUUGGGUCACAUAUCAAUUGAGAAAAAGUAACUAAUAGAGGUAAAAUGGAGGAGCAGUAAAAUAAAUAAAAUCAAUAUGUAUAUAUAUUUAUGAAAUAUAUAAUAUAUACAUGUUGAUAUUUUUACUGUCCCUCCUUUUCUCCCCUCGAUUGCUCACUUUUUACUUGAUCUGUAAAUAAAAUCAGCAUUUAGUGUCUGCCCCCUAGCCGUCAAUCAUCUUUUCUUUUUUUUUAAUUCUUUAUUUUUAUGGUGCAUUCAGUGAGUACAUACUCUUGUAAUGCCGCAACAGCAGUAACAAGAAGGGUGAGGAACAUAGUUUAACUGACAUAUGGCAUGGAUAGUUGCUGCACACAUUUUUAAAGUAAAUAGCAUAGUCACAGGCUUAUCCAACAUGUCUAAAGUAUGUGUAGAGAGUUAUCAUCGUUAGCUAUCUAGACAUAUUGGUGUUCAUGCAUAAGUGAGUUAAAUAGCAGGCUUUUAACUAACAGGCUUUUAAACUAAGGAGAUGCUUAUAAGUGAGACACUAAAGGUAUGCUGUCAGCUUCUUAAGUAAGAUUAGAAAGGCAACAGGAGGCAAACAUAUUAAUACAUAGCUAACAAGCAAAUAAAGGCAAGCCGAGCAUAAUAUGUGGUCAAACACGGUUGGCAAUAUCGAAUGAGUGUAAAGGCAGACCCAUAUGGGUUACAUGCUAACAUCCACCUAUAUGGCUCGUGCGUGUCCCCACCGUGGUCUCUGUGUUGUUGUUUGUGCAUGUCAAAAAAUGGCAUAGACCCCUCGAAUAGGGAUGAACUUAUAAUUAAAACAGAAGAAGGAGGUACAUGCGGAAGUGUGACCCUUAAGGUAUUGGAUGUGGGCAUCUAUAGCCUGUGGUACUGACUCCGGGGUACCUCAGUCCCACUUACAUGCUACACGCGUGGUCCACAAGUUGUAUGAUGUGGGCAUGUGCUGUUAUAGUAGAACCCUAUUGCUGCCAUGUUCAGCUUAAUUAGAUUAACUCAUGGGGUUAUGGUUGUGGUGACAGUGUGUUUCAGUGAGGCUUGAGAAUGAGAGGGUUCACAUAAAUGUAACGAAAUAAAAUUAAAUAAAAACAAAGUUCUUAUCAGUUUUAGUGGGUCAGUCUAUAUGCCAUCCCUGCUGAUCAAAUGUCUUGGGUCUCUGGGUCAGCUGAUUACUCUGCUGGGCAUAGUAGAAGCGGACAUCCAUGUACUUUGAAGGGUGAAGAAGGGUUGUGUGUGGCGGGAGGCUUCUCCCCAGCUCCAGGCCUUAUGUGGGGUCGACAUCGCGUGGCCACAGACUCGGGUACUCUUCGUGGCCGGGUCUUUUCCGUUGUGGGCGCUGUGGAAGAUUCUGGUGGUCGUCCGCUGCCAGUUGCGGGUAACCUUCCUGCGAUGUGAUCGAUGUACUGGAGAGAGUCUCCUGGUGACCUCUGACCUAGAUGGGCACUUAGCCCUGUGGUGUAGGGCAGCAUUGCCCUGGAUCAGCCGGUUCCGCCCCACAACUUCGGCCAGCUCCACCACCUUGUAGUGAGUGGGGGUUUGUUGGGCAGUGCGUUGCUCCAGCUUCUCCUAGAAAUGGCGGAGCAGGUCAUCCAGGCGCCUGUGAAGGGGCUGAUAGGGUGCAAGCCAGGUAGCGUGGUUUUACUAGGCCCUGCACUGUCUGGAUGCGGGCUGUGGUUAGCCUCAGGAGCCGGUGGUAUCACAUGAGCUAGGCUAGUAGGGACCGGGAUAACCCCCACCGGUCCAUAAGGGGGAGAACGGGGACUCUGUGUCAGUUCUGUCGAGGAUCGUGGCUGCGGGAGAGCGGCCAUCUCCCCUGUGUCGCCCGUGCCUCGAGGCCUCUUUAGGUUGUCAAGCUGCACGGUCCGGGAAAUCCACAUGCUUGGUGUCUGCGGGUAGGUCGCAAGGUCCCCUGGCAUAUAGCAGCCUUCUUGGACCUGGUAUCAGCCCUGGAUCGGGUAGGUUUAGUAGAUUCUGCAGUUGUACACAGGAGCAUUUGCAAACUACGUCCACUCUGUUCAGAAGACAGGCCCCGCACCCAAGCCAUCAAUCAUCUUUUUACCAUCAAUAAUUUUGGGGGUUUUUUUUGGUACCAUUGGCAGAAUUCAGAAUCAAAAAUCAAAACGAACAUGCUUGUCUAUAUGGCAGUUCAGAUAUCAGGAAUUCAUACAAUGAUUGUUCCAAAUUUGGACAAAUUGCAGUUUGAAAAAAUCUCCAAAUCUAUUGAUUUGUAUGUUGAGUUUUGAGAUUUUUUUUUGGGGGGGGGGGCGCUAAGCAGACUGUGACAUUUCCUUUGCUAGCAAUUGAUAAAUAAAGGCUAUACUAAAGCAUAGCUUGAUUGCUAAUAACGUUUUGAUACAUUUCUUUAUUUUUUCAUAGGUUACCAUGUGCUCUCAGAAAUAAUUUCAACAGUAAAUCCUGCCUGUCCGGCUGAAUUUCUGAAUAUUUAUAUAGGUGCCGGAGAUCCAGUGUUUAAUCCUACGAAUAAUAGCAAUGUAGUUUUGCCUUUUCAAAGAAGUAAAUGGUUUCCGGGUACUGGAAGAAGCCCCAAUAAUCCAAGAGAACAGGUAUAGUACAAUGUUGUGCCACUUUAGAAAAAAUAGCUCAAAUGCCUUUGCCCACAUACUAAUUCUAUAGGCAGAAUUUUAUUAAUUUUAAAUUUGUAACCAAAUCUAAAGAACUCAUGUAAAAAAAAAAAAGUUGUAUUUGAAAAAUAAGGUAUUUAAUCAUACAAGUUUAUAUGCAAAUAAUAUCAAUACAAGAAUUACAAUAACAAGUAAGUGACAAUAAUUUGAGUGUUCUCUGUUCACCUGGGCAAUUGCUACAGUUUUACAUGAUCCAGUAAUGGAGAUGGUGGUUCAAGUAGUACUCGUCUAUUAAAUAAUAUUCCUUAAUAAGGACAGUAUCACACAAGGUACAUUAGGCAUCUGGGGACCGGGACAGCACCCCAAUGACUAUCACAAUCACAGGGGUCCCCCGUGAAUUUUUAGGGGCGGUUCCCGGGGAACUUUUUGUCCUAUUUGGGGAGCCUCUUUCUGGCACGUUGAAGAUGAUCUUGUGCUAUUUUUCAUGUAACAAUUACAUAUUUAUUAAACCUCUAAUUUUCUUUAUUAAAUCAAUAGGAUUUGUUUGCAGUCACAGUUUUAAAUUCUAAUGAUGUGACCAUAUAUAGUUUUAUUUUGCUUUUGUGUGUCUGUCUCUGUCUGUCUAUAUCUAUCUAUCUAUCUAUCUAUUAUUAUUAUUAUUUUUGCCAUUUAUAUAACGCCAACAGAUUCCAUAGCGCUUGACAAUAUUAUGAGAGGGGGGAUUUAAAUAUAAAUAGGACAAUUACAAGAAAGCUUACAGGAACGAUAGGUUAAAGAGGACCCUGCUCAAACGAGCUUACAAUCUAUAGGAGGUGGGGUGUAAAACACAUUAGGACAGGAAAUAGCAAUGAAAUAAGGUGGGAGUGAAGCAGAGCUGGAGGAGAGAAUAAGUGCUUCCCUUUAGGAGAGAGCAAGAGACAGGUAUGUGAGGUAGAGGUUACUCUGUGAGGCUGUAAGCUUUCCUAAAGAGAUGGUGUAACAAAUGCCCUGUUCGUGGAUUACAAUGUUAUUACUGUUUUGCACUCUUUGUUACAAUAUCCUGCACCUAUAUCCCAUACGAAUGUUUAAAUGAACAAACUAUACCCAAUUUGUUUGUUUACCGAACAGUUUGUUGAACGUUAGAGCAGCCAAGCCAGUCGUGUGACACCAAUUGACUCACUUGACUCGAUGCCAAACCGCAACCUCAACGUUCUAAGUGGUUCACUGGGUGGCCGUCGAUUCGUAUGCACGAACACGUGGUAGCGGCCAUCUUGUUUUGUCAAACGCAUCCAGCGGGUUUUGGUUAUCGAGUGUCUGGAACUAUUUUCGGACACUCGAUCUCCUGAACACUGCUGAGACUUCCAGGACCACUUAGCUUCGUACUAAUUCAUCCGAAGAAAGCGGCAUUUGGUAGAAACAAUACACGAAUGAAGCGGCACACGACCAUCACACACACCAACGUUUAUGGGAACUAUUGUUCAACAUUUUUAAGGCACGAAAGCACCCGCUGAAUGCAUGGAACUAUUUUGGGCAGGAGUCUCUUGUGCGGCUGGGCAGAAAUGGGACUUUCUGAACCCUUGAAUUGAUUCGUUUGAUUUUUUUUAACAGGUUGUUCCCCUAACUAUGCACCAUCAGAAAAUAUAUGUUUUAUGGGGUUUGGAUAUGGUUUUAGAGUAUUUCUGAAAAUGUGUAAAAAUUUUCAUUUUUUUGUUUGGAGAUAAUUGAGUUGAUACAGUAAUUUACUCAAUUAUCUCCCAAGCAGAGGGGAGGAAUUUUGUGUAAUGAAUGGGAGUGUUUCAUUAUGUGACUGUAUGGUCAUUGGCUGUUCACUGUAUUUCCCUGUGCCCAAUAAGCUCCAUCUGGGUGACAACCUUGUUGGGAAAGUUGCAUAAAAGGCCAGCCUGGCCCAUUAAAGCUUCAGAUCUGCUUAACCCACAACACGUAGCCUUGCCUCAUGCUUGUAGGGAACCCGCUUCACAACUAAUCACUACCUCUUGAAAGAGCUCUAUUACCCCUUCAACUACUGGUACAGCUGAGGUGACAUCUGGAGAAUACUGCAGCACAGCUCCUCUCAAGGGAAAAGGACGUUUCCAAAGGCAUACACCCCUCAGAUACUCUGGGUGGCCGUUAAGGCACUACUUAAACAAUUGAAGACUAGGGGAGAGUCUUCCAUAGGAAGAGAGCCACCUGUGAGAAGUCCUGCAAGCGUUGGCCAUAUGGGUGUGAGCAGUGAACAGGAGAAGGUCACGGGCAGAGCAGAGGGACCCAGAAGGGGAAUACCUAUGGAUAUGUGAAGAGAUCUAAGUGGGGCUAGAAUUGUGCAGUGCUUUAUAGGUAUGGGUUAGCACUUUGAAUUGACUCCUAUACAAUACAAGAAGCCAAUGUAAUGACUGCCAGAGGGCUGAGGUGUGAAAGGACUGACUAGAAAGGAAAUCCAGUCUGGCGGCAGUAUUCAUUACAGACUGUAGCGGGGCAAUAUUGCUUUUGGGAAGAUCAAUUAGGAGAGGGUUACAAUAACCCCAUGCAGGAAAUUACUAGAGCAUGGACAAGCACUUUGGUACCAUCUUGCAUAAGAAAGGGCGGAUGCGGGUUAUGUUUUUAAGAUGGAAUCUACAGGAUUUGGCAACAUACUGGAUGUGAGGCUCAGCUAUGCCUAGAUCUAUCUAUCUAUCUAUCUAUAUAUAUAUAUCUAUCUCUCUCUUUAUCUUUCUCUCUCUCUCUCUCUCUCUUUUCUCUCUCUUUCUCAUCUCUCUCUCUCUCUUUUAAUAUAAUCAUCAAAAUAAGCUUUUAUAUUUUAUUUAGUUGUACUGACAGGAUAUUUAGAGACAUUUCUCUUUGAGGGAUGUUUCAGAUCAUAACUUUGCCAAAAAUGGAAGCUUGUCCAAUUAUGUGCAAUCCUAAAGAAAUGCAGCACAUUCUAAGAAUGCAAUUACAGCCAGUCAUGAAGGUGGAAAUUAACCUGGUUUUGAUGUAGUGUGCCAACGUAAUCAUUAGAAAAGAGACCUCACAACACACCCAAGCAAUUAGUACCUUAGUGAUAUUGGUGAAAGGUGAACUGUCGUGUUAUGUAUUUAGUUGGCACCAUUUUCAUUAGAUGAUGUAGUCAUAAAAAAUACAUAAAUAGGUAACCAUAACAAAUUAAAUUUAUUGAGCAUAUUAAAUAAUUAGAGUGACUCAUCAUCAAAGCAGAAUGAACAAAGCUACACCCUCUAAUACUGUAUUCAUAUGUGUCAAUUCUGAUUGUGCCAAAUCAAGCACUCGCUGCUGUUGACAAUCAAUUAGCCAUGACAUAUUUAGAGUAGUUAUUUUAUAUCUAUGAUAUAUGUACUUCCAAGGUGACUGGUACUAUCUGUAAAUAUUUGGAAAUAGAACAUUAUAAUGGCAACUCAAUAGAAAUAGGGAAAGGCUUUUCAUUUUUAAAAAUUAAUUAAUAGAAUGCGUAUAAGUGGUUCCUACCCUAUAUUUUAAAAAAUCUGUAGAUAGCAAAAGGAAGGAUGCCUUGAAUAUCAUGCAAUGACCUUUUUUUGGUUAGUAUCAAAAAAUAAGUUUGCAUAUGGCAAUGGAAAAGGUUUUUUUGCUGCCAAAACAAUACAAAUAUACCAUUCUACUCCCAUUGGUUUAUCACCUUUUGUAGAUGUUUUUUUUUUUUUAGAUCUGCAUACCUGUUCUUUGAAAAUAAGAAAAAACUGAAUAUUGAAUGAUAUAACAGUUUAUAUUUUUAGUUAUGUAAACAGCUGGCUGAUCUAAUUACAAUUAUGUUUUCCACUUUGAUUUUUGGGGUGCACACCUUUUGGAUCAGCAUGAAAAACAGAGCCAUGGUUUGAAAGGCUGAACUAGACGAGCCUGACUUAUUCUAGAUUAAUAUGUAACAAUUUAAAGUUCUUACGUAGUGUAAGAGUUAAAGCACACAUGCAGAACUUAUGUUCUGUGCAACAAACAUUAUCAAGAAUUAAGGUAACACUUUCAGAUCACAAAUUGGCAGACUUGAUUUGCCAGAUUUUUUUUAAUUUUUUUAUCCAGUAUCCAAAUCUAUUGCUCUAAAUACUUAAAUAAAAGGUGGUUUGGGUUUUUGGCCAUGAUGUAGGUGAUAAAUCAGUCUUUGGCUUAAUCAUGACAUUAUUAGAGUACUGAUUUGUCAACAAAAUGGCAAUCGCUCAACUUCUGAUCUCUAGAGGAGUGUGAUAGUAGAGUGCUCGCAGUUAGUUGAGUUAUUGAGGGGCAUAACUUGAAAUGUAAGGGAAGAAAUAGAGAAGAGAAACAGAGGCAUGCAAGAGAAAGAUAUGAUCCAUGAAAGAAAGUCAAAGCUGUACCAUAUAGAAAUUUACAAUACCUUUUAUAUAUUUUUGGGCUAACGACAUAGUUAUCUGUUAAACAAAUGCCUUGGUAGAACAAUACCAGUUCAAAAGAAGAAAGAUGGAAUAUAGACUGUAAUUUAUGCUCACACAUGUAACAUUGAGAAGUAUUUUAACAUCACCAAUUUUUUUUUACUGUUUUCAGUGAGAUGACAUGCCAAUCUAACAUAGAUGCUACAACCUCCAAAAGAUUCCAUCUGUGUGUAUUGUAAUAGGCUGGCAUAUAAAUAUAAAGUGUCUUCUUUGAUAUCUACAUUUUUACAUUGUAAACCCCUAAUGCUUAGUGAUAUUAAAAUAACUAUAACUUUACACCAUAUGUUAAACAGAUAUAUUAUCAGAAGGUAUCCUUGAUUAGGAAUCUAUACGUUAUUCUUUAGUAAAACUGGUAUGAUAUUCUGAUUUCUAAAAAAAAAAACCCUGUGAUUUCUUGCUAAAAUCUUAGAUAAUGCCAAUAUAGAUAUUACGUAUACAAAUUGACAUGCAUACUGUGUUGUCUAACACAUUACCAGCUCCAGCCAUUAUAUGUUUUUAAUAAACUAUGCAGAAGAAGCACAAGUGAGUAACUGCAAAUUGUAGAUAAGAAAAUGACAUUCAUUCAUGGUCGAUUAAAGUCUUUAAUAAGAUGUCUCUCCAAUAUAAAAGAUGGGUAUCAUGAACGAAUGAAGAUGCAAGGCAGCAGCCUCGAUAUUGACAAUCUUUUUCUAUUUGGUUAAAUUCCUAGGUCAACUCAGUUACAACAUGGAUUGAUGGCAGCUCCAUCUAUGGUUGUUCACAUUCUUGGAGUGAUGCCUUAAGAAGUUUUUCUGGUGGAAAGUUGGCUUCAGGGCCUGAUGGACAGUUUCCUAGUAAUGCAAACCCCAGUCUUCAGAUGUGGAAAAUACCAGAUCCUGCUACAGGUCAAAGAGGAAAUGGAGGAAUAUAUGGUUAGUUUAACAUGUCUUAAUAUAGAUAUAAUCAUUCAACUUAAAUAAAGGAGCACUAUAUUUUUUUUAUAAUAGUAAUUAGUAUGACCACUGCUUCUGGCCAUCCUACCAAAUCUGCAUAGAUUCUGUUUGUUUAAGAUUUACCUAAAAUUACUAGCCACCAACAAGAUAGUGGUGAGAAACGAUAACAUUCCUCCCCACUUCCAGACUAAAACUGGUGCCAUGCGGAUGAGAAAUAAAAGAAUGAGUCAACUGCAGCCUUGAGUGCUUCUUUGAGGAAGUCCAAACUUUACCUGGACUAUAUUGCAGUAUAAAGGAAGUAUAAAACCAUGAGCAAAAUAUGAGAGAACACUGAGAAUAAGCAUAAACUAAGUAGCCUGCCUUUCGGUUAGUCCUUGCUCAGAUCUCAAUAAAGUUCUUGCUCACUUGAGUCAUUACAGAAAAACUUAUACCAUUUGUAUAUUAGACUGCUCCAAUCCCUAAGGACAGUCUAGAUCCAUGUUUUAAUGGGUUUGGGAAUAGAAGAGGAAUUUCAAUAUCUAAUGUGCUUAGAAGAAAACACAAUACGUUUGAAUGUUUUAUUUAACACAGUAAUCUGUGUCAAGCUUUAGUCUUUAAUGCUUCAAGUUAUAGAAAGAAAAAAGGAACCUGCAUAAUCAUCUGGGAUUUACGCAACUCUGUUGCAAUAAGUACAUAGAUACAACCUGCUCUAGGCAACCUACAGCAAAUGCUUUCUUUUAUUUAUAAAAAGUAUGUGAUGAAAAACCAAUUAAACUCCAUUAGAUUAGUUUAUAUUUUAUGAUGUAUCACAGUAAUAAAUGCAACACUUACUAGAAAGUUUUCUUAGCUUUUCUAUACCUGAACAAUACAUGAGUCAAAAAAUGUGGAAACCUCUAAACAUUUCUUCCAUUUACACAUUUUUAACCUUGCGGGGAUAUUCACUGAAGUGAGAUUUCAAGGUAAGUUCAGAAUGAAUUUCAAAUUGAAGGUCAAAACCAAGGUCAAAAUAGCUAUGCUUUCCAUUGAGCUUCUCUAGUCUUAACUAUCAACUUCACUUUGAAUUCUCACUUUUUGUGAAUUAUUCUCUUGGUGUUUAUGUAGAUGCACUUUUCAGAAGAGUUACUAUGACAUUUUACUACAAAUGUAAUAAUUGUGAUUUUAUGAAAUAAAGUAGCAAUUGUCUGAUUAUGUAGGGCUUUUUAUCUAAACACACUGAAUUAUAGUAAUUUGAAAAUCAACAUUUUGCAAUUUUGUUUACUAUAAUUUACUGUUAAGUGUAUAAAAAUCCCUAGAUAGCAUAAGCUCUUCUGUAUUUGUAAUUGUAACAUUGUAAUAACCUAUUAAGUCCAUGUUAAUAUUUGAUAUGUUCAGAUAUAUACAUAGUCAUUCACUAAAGUGAGAAUUCAAGGUGAAUUCAGAGUAAAAUUCUAAUUUAAGUUCAAAAUAGUUAAUCUGGAAACAUUAUCGAAGUCGACUUUUCUUUCAGUUUGGCUAUCAUGGCCUUAAAUUUGAAAUUCACUUUGAAUUUACCUUGAAUUCUCGUUUAGCAAAUAACUAUGUAAACAUGUUGCACACUCUAUAGUACUAUGAAUAUUAUUCUCAAAAGCACAGAAUUAGUUGAUGAGGUACAAUGUUCAGGCUUAUAUAUUAUAGGUUAUUGCUGUACAUUUUAAUAUAUCCACAAUAUUAGAGAAUAUUUUUAAAUAAUUAUAUGUGUUUAUAUGUUAUUGCACAAUAGGUUUUGGUAAUGCCAUGGCCAACGAAAGUCCAUUUAUCCAAGCUGAGAGUAUCAUUUGGUUUCGAUAUCACAAUUAUAUUGCACAAAACUUUUCUGACAGCAACCCCGAUUGGUCUGACGAAGUUGUGUUUCAAAAUGCCAGGAAAUGGGUGAUUGCUACUUACCAGGUAACACUGAUGUUUGGAUAAUUUGGAAACAACUCUGUAUUUUUUUACUUUUGAUUAAACAGUAUGUUAGAAAUUUAAUUAAACAAAAUUAUGUUUCAAGAUUUUUAAGAAAUGACUGUGUCAUUAUACUCUCCACUUCGUUCUGUGAAUCAUAGCAGAUCAUCUUAAAAUCAAUCUUCAAGUAAGCCCAGGUCACACCUGUCCUCUCUCUCUUUCUCCUGCCGUGGGUCCACAGGUAGUCCACAGCUCCAGACACUGUGAAGACCAGCUUGUUCUCAUGUAAAGUCACUUUUAGGACCACCACCAUUUAUAUGAACAUUGAGGGCUUCUGAUUACAACCCUAAAAGCAACUGAUAGAACCAAGGAUCAUGUUCAGUUUAAAAAAAAAUUUGUUUCUUUUUAAGCCAGUAAGAUUGCUUUCAAUUUAUCGGAAUUGUAUGUACAGUUCAUAAAAAAAAAUCCAAAAAUAAAGCAAAAAUGGAGAAACCAUGAGUGAAAAACCAAGUACACCUUAUGAUUCAAUACAACACAAAAAGUGGAGCAGCGCUGAACAGCCAAGCAUAUAAGAUACAAAAGGCAGCACACCUGAAACAGGGGGAUUCCCUCUAAACCCCUAAAGAGACUCGAGGAAUAGAAACAGUAAAUAUACAUUUAGCACCAACAAUACUAAAUAAAAACAAUCAAAAAGCACUGAAAUAAAAAGUCCACAGUAUAUAAAAAUAUAUAUAUGGAUGGUUAAUCUCCACUGUACAUCAACCAACAAAGUUGGUGUUCCAGUAGAAAAAAAAAACCGCAGUACCAAGGGGAGACUCCAGGAGUCUCCAGGGGCUUACCCCCAAAGCACUAAGUAGAGAAAACAAAAAGAGAACACAGAACGCUGUCUACAAAUGUCAAAAGACAAAUGUAGAAAGCUGUGUAUACCUGGAAAAAUACUGUAGACUAGGAGAAGUCUAUUAUAUACAUAAUUUACAAAGGUAAAAAAUAUCCCUGUAUAGAAUAAAUUAAAAAAGUAGAUAGAAAGAGCAUAAACCCUGGAUGAUAUACAUAUAUCACUAUUGUAAUCAAAAAGACAGCAGAAAGCUACUGUGAGCUUUAAUUAAUCUGGCUCAAUAUACUAUUAUGUCUAGUAUAUCAGAGAGGGAGCAAGAGAAUAAGUGAAACUACCACCUCAAUCUAGCCUCUAAUGUGCAAAUGUACUGAAUGUAGUACAAUAAUCCCAAACAAUAUAUGGUCUCCAAAAUGCUGAUUGGGGCAGUGUAUCCAAUAAUCACUUAAAUAAGCACAUAGUAGGAUAGAGCGCUGCCUCCUACGAAAAGGGUAUGAGAGCAUACAUUCAAAAGUAAGAGGAGGCCAUACAUAAAAAAGGAUUAUAGGAGGUACAAAACAUAGACAUUGUGAAGAUUAGAAUGCUCACGGCAUAUCUAUGGAUAGAGUAGAAGUUAAUAGGAAGUCCUCUGAGAGGAAGUAAAAAGGACAGAUAGUAACAAGUACUGCAUAUAAAACUAGCAGUUUGAAUAGUAAAUUAUCUCUCACUUCCUAAAUGUAACUACUAGACCUCUACAGUGGUAGAUGAAUAUAACAGUCUCUAAAUGCCUGACGCGCGUUUCGGUGCUAUGCAAGAGCACCUUCGUCAGAGGCAAAUGAGCUACUGCUCAAAGAGUCACUUAUAUACCUUAUUCGCCAGUUUCUCAUUAGUCUUUCCUCCAAUCCCCGUCAUGUAGUUGGCAGGGGCGUGGCCGGCGUUUCCCGCGCCGGAUACAUCUGUUCGGCGGGGCUAACCUGGUGACGUUGUUUGAGUGGGACGGGCAUAGGAUAAUGAUUAUAUCAAACUCCGCCCACUCCUCUCCGUUGUAACUGGCAUUACAUCGUUUUCUUUGGUAUACAAACCAAAUAUCAAAAUUAUAUAAUCCGUGUACAGAGCCCAUUUCAAAGAGAUGUUUUGGGCAAAACAGGAUAUCCUUGUUAUUGAUCAAAUCCAAUAUAUCACAAUUGUGAAAAAAUAGAAAAAAUGCCACCAUGACUAUUAGAUAUAAAAUAUAAAAUAUAAAAUAAAGUUCUCUGUGUGUACCCCAGAUAUUUUAGUUUAUAUGGAGUCAAAAUCCUCUUAAAAGUAAAAGAUUCAUCAGCAUUUUUCCUGUAAACCGGAACAAGGCAUGAACAUUAUAAUUGGUAAAGUAGCGAACUACAUUUGAUAUUGAGCAAUAUCUUACGGGGAAAAACCUUUUACAAAAUACAUUUAAAAAAUAAUAAAGAUUGCAUAAGGACUACUAGAACUACUUAUUUACAGUAUAUACAGGUGUAUCAUGAAACACAAAAAUAAAGUUAAAGAAAAUAAUGAAUAAAGGAAACCCCAAAGGUUUAACCCCUUAGCGACCGAGGACGGUUCAGGACCGUCAUCGGCAUUUUUGCCUUGAGGACCGAUGACGGUCCUGAACCGUCCUAACGGUCUGGGGGUACUUACCUGAUCGCCGUCGUUCCCCCGGCGGCGAUCAGCGUUGCUCCGGUUGUGGGAGACUGCCUGCAGCCCAGACAGUCUCCCCACACUGAUUUAGGACCCCUGUGGCCAUGUGAUCGCUUAACACAGCGAUCACAUGGUCACAAUAGGUGUCCAUAGUGCUGCCUGCAGGGGGACUGCCUGUGCUGACAGGCAGUCUCCCUGCUAGUGUAAAAUCAAAAAAUAUGUCUAUCUAUCAUAUAUAUAAUGUCAUACUAAGUGUAUUUUUAUAUUAAUAUGUACUUAUAUUAAUAUAAAAAUACACUUAUAAUUAAAUUACGCACGUAUAUAUAUAAUAUAUAUAAUAACUAUAUAUAUUGUAUAUAUAUAUUAUUAUAAAAUAUAAAUAAUAAGUAAUUUAAAUUAAAUAAAAAAAAUGUAAAAUAAUAAUAAAAAAAUUAAAAAAAAUUAUAUAUCUAUAUGAAAUUUUAUUCUAACAGUAUUUUAAAAUUAAUAUAUAUAUAUAUAUUUACAUCAAAAUACACUUAGAAUGAAUUUGUAUAUAUAUCUAUGUAUAUAAAAAUAAAUAAAAAUAAUAAGAAAUAUACAUAUGUCCAUAUACAAAAUUACAUAAAUAAUUAUAUAAAUAUACACGUAGACUUCAUAUAUAAAUAUGCAUAUAUAUUUAAAUUCUACGUGCGUAUUUAUGUAAUAUUUUACAUAAUUCAGUAAUUUUAUUGAUUGCAAUUUGAGGGACCUGCCUGCCAACCCAGGCCGAAAUUCCAGAGAAUUGAAUUUGCUAGCACUGUAUUUUACCCUGUAACGUUCUACGACACCCUAAAACCUGUACAUGGGGGGUACUGUUUUACUCAGGAGACUUCGCUGAACACAAAUAUUAGUGAUUCAAAACAAUAAAACAUAUCACAGCGAUGAUAUUGUCAGUGAAAGUGACUUUUUGCAUUUUUCACACACAAACAGCACUUUUACUGAUGAUAUAAUUGUUGUGAUACGUUUUCCAGUUUUUAAACACUAAUAUUUGUGUUCAGCAAUGUCUCCCGAGUAAAACAGUACCCCCCAUGUACAGGUUUUAUAGCAUUUUUGAAAGUUACAAGGUCAAAUAUAUGGGUCAAAUAUUUUUACAUUGAAAAUGGCCAGGUUGGUUACGUUGCCUUUGAGAGCGUAUGGUAGCCCAGGAAUGAGAAUUACCCCCAUGAUGGCAUACCAUUUGCAAAAGAAGACAACCCAAGGUAUUGCAAAUGGGGUAUGUCCAGUCUUUUUUAGUAACCACUUGGUCACAAACACUGGCCAAAAUUAGCGUUCAAUUUAGUUUUUUUACUUUUUUCACACACAAACAAAUAUGAAUGCUUACUUUGGCCAGUGUUUUCGACUAAGUGGCUACUAAAAAAGACUGGACAUACCCCAUAUUGAAUACCCUGGGUUGUCUACUUUAAAAAAAAUAUGUACAUGUGGGGUGUUAUUCAGAGAUUUAUGACAGAUAAUAUUGUUACAAUGUCACUAUUGAUAAAUUUAAAAAAUUUAUGUUUUGAAACCGCAAUAUUCUACUUGUACCUAUAGCCCUAUAACAUGCAAAAAAAAGCAAAAAGCAUGUAAACACGGGGUAUUUUUAAAUUCAGGACAAAAUUUUGAAUCUAUUUAGCAGUUUUUUUAAUUCGCUUUUGUAGAUGAGUAAAAGAUUUUUCAAGUAAAAGUCAAAAAACAUGUAUUUUUUUCAAUUUUUCAUUAUAUUUUUUAAAUUAAAAUACAUGAGAUUAUAUAAAUAAUGGUAUGUAAAGAAAGCCCCUUUUGUCCUGAAAAAAACAAUAUAUAAUUUGUAUGGGAACAGUAAAUGAGAGAGCGGAAAAUUCCAGCCAAACACAAACACCACAAAAGUGUAAAAAUAUGCCUGGUCGCAAAUGUACAACAUCGCAAAAACAGUCCAGUCCUUAAGGGGUUAAAACAAGGAUAUAUAUUAGUCAGAGAUGAAUGGUGUAAAUGAAGACCCAUGGGUGAGAGAGUUGUAUUUAUAUAUAUAUAUAUAUAUAUAUAUAUAUAUAUAUAUAUAUAUAUCCAUAGGCUUUCUCUUUGUAGUAGUUUUUUUAUCAAGAUCGCCUCCCCUUGGACCAAGUGCGACUCUUUCAAUGCCACAAAAACGUAUGUCUUGUGCAGAUCCUCCAUGAUGGAGUUUUAAAUGUUUAGAGAUAGGGGUAUCAACUAGUCUCCUCGGAUUAACUGACGUGACAUGUUCGCGGAUCCUAUAUUUGAAUGCACGGAUUGUCUUACCAACGUAAAUUUUGUACAUGAACAGCUUAGUAGAUAAACCAAACCCCUAGAUUGGCAAUUAAAAAAGGUUUUGAUAUUAAAAUCCUGUGUAUUCGUAGAGUCCAAUAUCUUCUUGGAGGGACAAAGGAUAAAUUUACAUGCUUUGCAUCUGCCACAUUGGUAUGUGCCAGAUACAAAAGAUUUAAGCCAUGUAAAUUUGCUAGGAAGAGUCCGUAGAUGACUUGGAACCAACAUAUCUUUAAUAUUCCUUCCUCUCCUUGCUGUAACAGAGGCAUAAGGAGUUAAAGCCUUCUGUAGGUGAUGAUCCUGUAGUAGGAGUGACCAGAAUCUAUUGAGAAUUUUAAGCGUUGGAUGCCAUCCGGCAUCGAAAUUCCCUAUACAUCUUAUCGUCUGUGUAGUAUCACUUGCAUGUUUAUCUGACAAAAUAACUUUCCUAUCUGCCAUCAGGGCACGUUGGUAUGCAUUUUUCAGACAUCUAUUUGGAUAUCCCUUCCUUUUGAAUUGUUCUUUUAAAGCCUUUGCUUUACUCUUGAAAUCUUCAAUCGUAGAGCAAUUGCGGCGUAAACAUAAAUAUUGGCCCACUGGUAUUCUUCUUUUAAGAGGAAGUGGGUGAUAACUCUCCCAAUUCAGAAGGUUGUUUGUUGCAGUUGUUUUUUUAUGCAAGGUUGUGGUCACAUUCCCAUGGUCAGUAAUCAUGAUAGAUAUAUCCAAGAAGUCAAUGGCCCUGCCACCCAUUUUGUAAGUUAGUUUAGGUUGAUGUCAUUAUUGUUCAAGACAUAGACAAAUUCCUUAAAAAGUUCAGUGGUACUGUUCCAAACUAUCACUAUAUUGUCGAUAUAGUGUUUCCAAAUCCUAACAUGUUUGGUAUAUUUUCCCACCACCCCAGGUGGGGGUUGGCAUAUGAGGGGGCACAAGCCGUCCCCAUAGCCGUCCCUCUCACCUGGUGAUAGUAUUUACCCUGAAAGAUAAAGUAGUUGUGUGUUAAAAUAAAUCUCAUUAGGUCUUGUACAAAUUGAUUAUGCCUCUUUGAGGUGCUCAUUCUAUCUACUUUUUUAAUUUACUCUAUACAGGGAUAUUUUUGACCUUUGUAAAUUAUGUAUAUAAUAGACUUCCCCUAGAUUACAGUAUUUUUCCUAUCAUUACUAUAAUUGCUCCCCUGUUCAGAAGUUACACAAUUAUCCAUAAACGUUCACAGAGUUAUUGAUUAAACUAUGAAUUUCACUAAAUUAAAUAAAAAAUCCCAAGCUGUGACUAUACCUGUGAAUUUUGCUUUAAUUUAAUAUUGAGCUUUCCAAAGAUUCAGAAUUUACUGAAUAACCCUGUUUUAUGAUACUUGAAUUGAAUGUAAAAGACAAGCAUUGUACAGAGGCUAGCAUCAUUUUGUGUCUUUAUUUCUCUUUUAGAAUAUUGCCUUCUAUGAAUGGCUGCCAUUAUUUAUAUCAAGCGGGGUGUCAGUGUAUCAAGGUAUUACUCAUUUUUUCUAUAUUCAUUCAUUUACAGCAUAACAUACUGUAUAUCCUUUAUAUUAUUUAUUUAUAUGUAUUUAUAUAAAAAAGUAUUAACAUAAAGAGACGCAUUUUAAAAAUAAUAAAAUAAUAAAAAACUGUGCACAAUGCAGCAGGCCAUUGUUUAACCCCUUAAGGACACAUGACAUGUGUGACAUGUCAUGAUUCCCUUUUAUUCCAGAAGUUUGGUCCUUAAGGGGUUAAAGGAGCUCAUAUCUAUGCAUUGAAAUUUAAACAGUGACUGACUUGCUGUGUGUUUGUAUUUGCAUAGCACUGUGUGGCAUUCUGGGCAUUUGGUGAAAUGCCAUACUCAUUAUGUACUACGCAGAUAUCCAUUUUUUAGACCUGCAUUUCAUGUGCAUACAAUAAUCACUGGUGUAUUUUACAAUAUUUUAUAAUUUUAGUGCAGAGAUGGAGUCAGAUUCGUGUAAAUCAUAUGUCAAUGUAGGUAGGUGUUUGACUCCUAGAAUGUAUCUAUCAUAUGAUGACACCAUUAUUAAAGUAUAGAAGAUGGUAGACUGUAAUGAGUUUUUAUUUUUCAUUUCAUUCCAAAGUAAACAAAAAUGGAGAUGAGAGAGGUAUCUACAAUUCUAUGAGAGUUACACAAAUGGUACUCAAAAGUACAGCUAAAUGUAUUUGAUUUAUUUAACGUUAGCCAUUUAUGUCACUGUGGUAUAUAUGUGGCUUUAGAAGAUUGUAUGAAUACAUUUCUACGUUUCUACAUUAAUUGUAUUGGUGUGCAUCCUUUAUACAUUCAUAUACUUUAUUAUAUAUUUUGCUACAUUCACAUUCUUAUUUCAGAUAGUAAUAACAUGCCUCUCCAUUUUCUUAAUAAGGCUACAAACAGCAUCAAGACCCAAGUGUAUCUCCAGAGUUUUUGGCUUUAACUUCACAAGUUCUAUAUUCCAUGAUGCCUUCAGGAGUUUAUAUGAGGUAACCACUUUAACUUAAUAGAUUAGAUUAUUUUAUUGUGGUUUAUGACUAAGGCCUAUACUUGGAAAUUGGAAAGAAUACUCAUAGCUCUCAGUGCAAGGACAAUUUAUUUUUCUCCUAUGGUUAAUUAAAUAUUAAAAAAAGCAUUAUUUUGAUUCUUGUCCUUUGGCCUACCUACUUUCUACACUCCAUCAUCAGCAGCAAAUCAGUUCUUCUAAUUGAUGAUUCUGGUUUCUCUUGGUAUGACUUUGCAGAUCUCUGAUCUGUCUUCAGCUGCUUUCUAUUUCUUUUUUUAAUUAAUUUACUACUUUUUUUAUAAUUCUAAAGAAGUUUGUAAAGGUUUUAUUCAAUACUUUAAUGCAUUCAGACUUAUGUUUAAGCAAACAAUGAAUAGCUCCUCACCAAAUGUUCACAGUUUGGUACUAUUAUUAUUAUUAUUAUUGGUUAUUAUUUAUAUAGUGCCAGCUUAUUCUGCAGCACUUUACAAUAAGAGGGGAAUUUACUAAAUGAGACAAUAACAAAAUGUAACAGGAACCUGAGAAGAACAGAGAGGACCCUGCUUAAACGAGCUUACAAUCUAGAGGAAGUGGGGUAAAAAUCACAAUAUGAAGGAUAUUGAGGGAGACAGCAAAUAGACAUGGUGGGAAAGUAGCAGAACUGGAGGUGAGAGUGGAGUGUGGCCCUUUAGGAGAGAGCAAGAGGAAGGUUUGGGAGAUAGAAGUUAUUCUCGGAGGCCGUAAACAAUCCUGAAAAGAUGGGAUUUGAGGGACUUCUUAAGGGAUUGAAGACUAGGGGAGAGUCUGUUCCAAAGGAAAGGAGCAGUCCGUGAGAAGUCUUGCAGAUGUGAAUUUGCAGCAAGGGUGCGAACAGCAUACAGUAGAAGGUCAUCAGUGUAGCAGAGAGACCGAGAGGGGGCAUACCUAUGAAUUAAUAAAGAAAUUUAAGAAGGGCUAGAGCUGGCCAGGGCUUUAUAGGUAAGGGUUAGUAUUUUAAAUUGACACCUGUAGGGUACAGGAAGCCAGUGUAAGGAUUGACAGACGGGUAAGGUGUGACAGGAGAGAAAAAUCAGCCUGGCAGUAGCAUCCAUCACAGAUAUGCAUCAAAAUUGACUUCAGUAUGAUCGUAUAAUAUACUUUUGAGCAAAUUCAGAUAGUUUUGAAUUAUUUAUUCAGAGAAAUAUUUCAAACUUAAUAAAUAACCUGGUGGUGAGUUAAUAAUAAAAUAUGUAAUUUUUUUAAUUGACUGACUCUUCAAAGAAGAUAUAGAGUAAUUUAUUUAUUUUUAUUUAUUUUGCAUUUCCAAAUCUACAUUUGAUAUAUAUGAGUAUUAAUUUAGUUGUAAGAAUUCUGUAUAACAAUUACUCAAACUGUUCCCUUUCUAUGCAGAAAUAGCACUUGCCAUUUUCGCAAUGUGACUGGAUUGAAUGAUCAGACCUGGCCUGCUCUUCGUUUGUGCAACAAUUACUGGAACAGAGAGGUUAGGAUUUCUGAAGAAAUCUAUUAAAAUAAAUCUAUCAUGUUUUAAUUUCUGUUGUCUACAAAAUCUGUCUCCUCUCUUGUUCUCCUCUCUUAAGCCUGGUGGGAUGUGAUUCUAUAAUGUGCAUCAGUAUGACUUACUUUCCAGAUGUAACUGAAAUGAGUGGUAAAAUGUUCUACCGAAUUUGUGUCCGUCAUCUCUUUGUACCAAUUAAUUGAUGUUACCAAUUGCUUCUUUGUUCUCCCACUAUUUGACUUAACUUCCUGACGUCUGACCUCUUUCAAAAACCAUCUCUGAUGGUCAUGGCUUCCAAAAAGUUCUUGACUCUAUCUUGGGUUUCAUCCUCCUAUUCAUAGUAGCCUAUACGUUAAAAUAUUUUUUCUGAGAGGUCUGUGCUGUUUAGGUCUCUUGUGAGUACAUUGCGCACUGCUGUUGGUCAUUCUGAUUCCAUGUGAGGAUAAAUAUGUUCCCUAGAAGCCCUAUGUAAAGUAUUUCCUAACCAGCUCUGUUCUUUUGUUAUUACAUUUUAGUUAAUGCUAUGUUUAUCAUCCUACCUUUUGCUUCAAGACUUUGAUUGGCUAUUAUUAGAUGACAUAGCAGCUUUAGGAAAUCUUAAAUAUAAGAAAUGUAUUCAAAAAUAAAAAAGCAAAAGAAAUACAUUUUAACCAUUACGGAUAUUAAUCAUGAUUAAUUCUUAUCCAGUAAGUGCAUUUUAGAUAACACUUAUUUUCACUCAAAUCCGGGAGAAUAUCAGGCAUUUCAAUCUAUUAAGCAAAUAUUGAUGCUGCAAUUUGCAACAUGUAGUUUCAUUUUAUUUUACUCAUUUAUUUCAGAACCCCAAUCUGCAAACUGCUACAGAUAUAGAUGAGUUGGUGCUUGGCAUGGCUUCACAAAUAGCUGAAAAAGAAGAUAACAUAAUGGUGGAAGAUUUAAGAGGUAAUAUGUUCCUGUGGCAGUCCAUGUGUCUUGUUUAUAGAAAUGUACAUAUACAGUAUCCUUUUUAUGACUAGUGUUUUUAUGGCAUGCAUUUUUAAAGGUUUACUCCAAGCACCAUGACCACUUCCUUAUUUUGGAGUGAUUGUGGUGAAUGGAGCCUGUGUCUGCAGUGUGUCAGUUUCGAAAGCUGUACAUACAGAGAUAAAGCAUGUUGCUGCUGUAAGUGUAACUCCACCUCUAGUAGUGUCAUUAGCCAGCUUUAAAUGAGAAUACAUGGCACCACAAGCACAAAAGGGAAUGCUAUCUCCCUUCCCUGGAGGAUGUCAAGCUGCAGUACAUAGUCCUUGGCUCUUCCAAUAAAACAGUGAACUGGCUUGAAUUUAAAUUGAUCACAGUCACAUUAUUAUAAUUUUCUACAUAAUGCCUAAACAAAUAUAGGGUUAAUAUUUGCAUAGGCUAACACUUUAAGGAUUAGAAUAUCAUUUACAGCCAUAUUGUAUGAUAUCCAUCUGAACUUCACCAUGUGUAUAUUUGUUAUGAUUUAAAUAUGUAGACUUGCUUAAAGAUUCCUAUGCUUAAAAAUUUAAGCAUAGGGAUAAGAUAUGAAAGUAAAAUUCAUACUAACUUCUUUUUUUCUCUAGAUUAUUGGUAUGGGAAGAUGCAAUAUUCUCGUACAGAUUUAUCAGCUGCUAGUAUCCAAAGUGGAAGGGAUUUUGGACUACCUAGUUACAAUAAUAUGAUGGAAUUUUAUAGCCUACCGCCCCUCCAGCAAUGGAAAGACAUACAGAACCCAGAAAUUAGAGACCAGGUUGGUACAUAACAUAUGGCUAGAAAAUUAAAAGCUAUCUUUAAAUUGGCUGUGAAAUGACUUUGUAAACAAAGAUUUAGGAAGCAGGUUUUCCCCAUCUGCUGCAGACUCACUGGUGGCUGAUUGGGCCAAUGCAGGACAAACAGAUACGGCCACAGCAGCUGCAAAGGAAAAUCUUGUCUGACUUUGAUGUCACGGUCCUUCCUCUGUUUAUUUAUUCUCAAGAUCUGCCUUGUGCAUUCUUGAAGGAGGAGACAGUAUCACCAAGUCUUGCAUUCAGAGGUUUGAGCAGACCAGGGAUGAUGGUGAAUGUGACAGGCACUAAGGGAUUUCUUCAGAGAGGCCCUGAACCUUUUCUUUGGUGCUCUUCUGUCACAGUGACCAGUGGAGAGUUUGCAAUACAGCACAACAAUGGGUAGGCAAUGAUCUUACAUCCUGGACACUUGCCUUACCCAGCGUAGCUGUGACUUCAGAACCAUAGCCUCGAUGCUGGUGGUCUCUGCCUAUUCGAGGACUUUGAUGUUGGUGAGGAAGUCAUUCUAAUAUGUACUUUAAGAAUUGUGCAAAGGAUGGUGAUAGGUAACCCAUGAUUCAGAGCUGUACAGGAGAGUGGUCAGUACGACAGCUCUGUACACACUGAUCUUUGUGCCUCUCUUCAGAUGCUUGUUUUUACAGACUCUCUUAUACAGUCUGCCGAACACUCUGUUUGACUUUGCCAGUCAGCUAUCCAUCUCUUUGUUGAUCAUGGUGUCUGAAGAGAUAAUGCACCAAAGGUAGAUGAACUGGUGGACUGUCUUCAUGAAGGUAACGGAUGGCAAUCUUCAUGACGUGCAGGCUGGUGGAGGGGAUGAUGGUAAUCUUCAUGAAGUGCAGGCAAGUGGAGGUUUUCUGUCUUCUUCAGGCUGACUUCUAAUCCAAAGAGCUACGCAGCCUCUGCAAAGCAGGAUGCAAUUCUCUGCAAGGAUGUCACUAUGUGGGAAACAAGGGUAGCAUCAUCAGUGAAGACCAGCUCUCUGAUGAGUUGGUCCACCGGUCUUGGUGUGGGCCCUUCGUCACCUCAGGUUAAAUACAUAGUCAUCAGUGUGGUAAUGGGUGCAUGCAUCAUCCUCUUCAACAUAGUCUACAGUGGCCUGAAAUAAACACCUCCGAAAAUAUGAGAAAUGAGGUUCCAAGGUGUUAACAUUCAGAAUCUCCAUAAGACACAAUUAAAUCACACAGAUGAUGAUAAAAUAGUCAUAGUCUCAUAUUUUAGAUGGCUGCCAAGACAUUUUUAAUUGUUGAAUAAGUUUAUCUAUUAUCAACAUCCAGUUUCAAUGUUUUUAACUAGGUUAACCCCUUAACGCCGUUACGGCGUUCUAUGCCGUCGCGGCUUUAAAGGGCUUUAAAGUUGUUGCGGCGGCAUAGAACGACGUAACGGCUUGCAGCCCCAGGGGAUCGCAGCUACUUACCUCCGCUGCGAUCCUCUUCUGGAGGGCUGCCUGACCACCCAGACAGCCCUCCUCUGGCAAGUGAGGCCCCUGGGGGCCAUGUGAUCACUCUCAAAGAGCGAUCACAUGGCCCCCCAUAGCUGGCUGUGGAUCUGCCAGCAGUGGGGCUGUCUGAAAUAUCAGACAGUCCCCCUGCUGGUGUGAAGUAAUAAAAAAAUAAAUAAAAAUAAAUUAAAUUAAAAAUCAAUUAAAAGUAUUUAUAUAUAUAUAUAUAUAUAUAUAUAUAUAUAUAUAUAUUUAUAUUAUAUAUAUAAUAUAUAUACAUAUUAUAUAUAUGUAACGUCAUACGUGGUGUAUUUUAAUACUAAUAUUAGUAUAUAUAUAUUAGUAUUAAAAUACACUUAGAAUGACGUUACAUAUAUACAAUAUGUAUAUAUUAUAUAUAUAAUAGAUAUAUACACAUAUAUUAUAUAUAUAUAUACGUAUAAUUACAAUAAUAAAUAAAUAAAAUAAUAAAAUAAAUAAAUAAAAUAGUGAAACAAAAUUUUAUAUAAAUUAUAAUUUCAUUCUAACUGUAUUUUGUUAUUAAUAUAUAUAUAUUGGUAACAAAAUACACUUAGAAUGGCAUUCUAUAUAUAUCUAUCUAUAUAUAAAAUACAAAUAACCGCAAAUAUAUAUAUAUAUAUAUAUAUAUAUAUAUAUAUAGAUAAAUACAUAUAAUUACAUUAGUAUACACGUAGAAUUUAAAUACCUAUAAAUGCAUAUAUAUUAAAAAGCUACGUGUAUAUUUAAGUAAUCUUUUAACAUAAUUAUGUGAUUUGAUUAAUUAAAAUUUGAUUGACAUGCCUGACAACACAGGGAGAAAGUGCAAAGAAUUUAAUUCGCAAGCACUAUAUUUGACCCUAUAACUCUCCAAGACACCAUAAAACCUGUACAUAGGGGGUACUGUUUUACUUGGGAGACUUCGCUGAACUAAAAUAUUAGUGUUUCAAACUCGUAAAUUGUAUUACAACGAUGAUAUUUUAAAUAAAAGUGAAGUUUUUUGCAUUUUUUACAAACAAACGUCACUUUUAUGGACUAUAUUAUUGUUGUAAUAUGUUUUACUGUUUUAAAACACUAAUAUUUGUGUUUAGUGAAGUCUUCUGAGAAUAACAAUACCCCCUAUGUACAGGUUUUAUUGUGUUUUGGAAAGUUAGAGAGUCACAUAUAAGGCUUGCAUUUCCUUUUUUUGACAUUGAAGUUUGCCAGAUUGGUUAUGUUGCCUUUGAGAACGUAUGGUAGCCCAGGGAUAAGAAUUACCCCCAUGAUGCCAUAACAUUUGCAAAAGAAGACAACCCAAGGUAUUGCAAAUGGGGUAUGUCCAGUCAUUUUUAGUAGCCACUUAGUCACAAACACUGGCCGAAUAUUAGUUUUUUGCUUUUUUCACACAAAAACAAAUAUGAACACUAACUUUGGCCAGUGUUUGUGACUAAGUGGCUACUAAAAAAGACUAAACAUACCCCACGUUCAAUACCUUGGGUUGUCUAAUUUUUCAAAUGGUAUGCCAUUAUGGGGGUAAUUCUCAUUCCUGGGCUACCACACCGUCUCAAAGGUAACAUUACUAAUGUGGCAAAUUUCUAUUUGAAAAUGGAACGUUCUAUAUUUGACCCUGUAACUUUCCAAAACACCAUAAAACCUGUUAAUGAGGGGUACUGUUGUACUCGUGAGACAUCGCUGAUUACAAAUAUGGGCAUUUUUUGUCAGUAAUACCUAAUGGUAUUAUGACAUUAACAGCUAAAAUGUCAGACGGAAAUACAAAUUUAAAAAAAUAUUAUUUUCUCAAUUUUAAAUUUUUUUUAUUCAUAAUAAAUUAUGUUCCAUAUAUGAAUAGUUAAUGAUAAAUUAAAGCCCUGUUUCUCCUGAACAAAAUGAUAUAUAAUAAGUGUGGGUGCACUUAAUGUGACAGAGGUGAAUUACGGGUAAACAGACAUAUAGCGCAAAUUCCAGUCUUUGUUUAUGUUUUGUUUUGAUCAGAACGUGUACUAUUGACUCCGUCCUGAAGGGGUUAAAGAUGUAAACUUGUUUGGUCAUAAACUUGCUUUUCAUAUUGUACAUAAAAGGAAAGAUAUAACUGUGCCAAGUAAAUGGGUUCAUGCUUCCACGUGGUAAUGCUGGGGUCUCAUCAUUCUAUUGCUUACUCGAGAUCCAUAAAAACUAACAACACAGAAAUUGGGACUUUAAGAGGCUAAUUUAGUGAAACUCUAAAAAAUAAAACACCAACUGUCUUUUUUAAGUCACUGUAUUUCUAAAUAGCUGUAUGUUGAUAUGUAUUAAUAUUUUACAGUUAUUAUUUAUUUAUUUAUUUAUAAAAUAUUUUACCAGGAAAGAUACAUUGAGAUUUCUCUCGUUUUCAAGUAUGUCCUGGGUCCACAAAUCAUUGCAUUGUUACAUUAGGUACAACAAAAUACAAAAACAAUAUUAAUACACAAUAUAUACAAAAUUUAACAUAGAACAGGCAGGAAAUAUAUAAUCAAUCAUGACACGUGCAUUCUGUUUUGAGGUAUGUAGAGAGAGAUCUCUUAAAUGACUUUAGGCUUAGGGAAGAUUUUAAAUUGUGCGGGAGGUCGUUCCACAAUUGCGGCGCUCUGUAGGAGAAGGAGGAUCGGGCCGCUUUCUUUUUGUAUUGAGGUAGACUAAGUAAAGUGCUUGUACUGGAUCGGAGGUUAUAGAAAGUGGGAACAGCUGGGGAAAGCAUUUUGUUCAGGUAGGGUGUGAGUUUCCCAUAAAAGCUCUUAAAAGCAAGGCUGGAAAGAUGAAGGGUGCGUCUGGAUUCCAGCGACAGCCAGUUUAGUUCCUUUAGCAUGUCACAAUGAUGGGUCCUGUAAUUACAUUGUAGCACAAAUCGGCAGAACGAGUUAUACAAUGUGUUGAGUUUAUUAACGUGGGAUUGCGAUGCAGACGCAUAUACUACAUCCCCAUAAUCAAUGAUAGUUACUGCUAUAUUGCUCAUCAUUUUGAAAUCAAUAUUUAAUUUAUGUAUUUUUUUUCUUAUUUGUAGCUUUCAUCAUUAUAUAUGAGUAACAUACAAAACUUAGAACUUAUUUCUGGAGUCCUGUCAGAAAUCAAUGGCAGCCUUGGAGAUCUUGUAACCAAUGUCACUCUGAAUCAAUUCUAUCGGAUAAGAGAUGGAGACAGGUUUUGGUUUGAGAAUGAAAAAAAUGGGUAUGUCACAUGUAGCAGUCAUGUGAGGUUUUCAGUGGGCUCCUAGAAUAAACAGUGGAUUUCCAAAAUAUAAAUACUCUAUUUCCAAAUGUAUUAUAUUGAACACCAGGAAAAUUAAGACACUGAUGUGCUCAAAUCCCCCAGAUCCCAAACCAAAAAUGCAUUAUUCUCGCGCAUGCAUGAGAGUACAGCAGUGACCGUGACAGGAACAGAAGAGGACUGGGUGGAAAAGGAUGGUGGUGCCCAUGAGGGAUAGGUUCACGUAUUGUGUUAUUUAAAUGACUAGAAAAGAUUAGUUUGAAUAAUGGCCAUACUAUAAAAACAGCUUCGAGCUAACUGGGAGAAUUAUAAUAAAAACUCUAAUGGAGUGAUUUGUGCAUUAGUUUUUGAACUCAAAAUGAAUAAAUAUUUUGAAAUAUCUCCAUGAUAGAAGUAUAGCUGCAAAGUACAACCUCAUCAUGACAAAAUAUGCCAUAAAUAUAAAUAAGAUUUGCAUGUUUUUACUUGCAGUCUGUGUGUACUUUAUAUUUAAAAAAAUAUUUCUAGCACAUUUGUGAUUUUUUUUAUAGCAUGCUUGGUUACUCCAAGUAGCUUAUUUUUAUUAUUAAUUUAUUAAAUGUAUACAGAUUAUUUACAAGUGAAGAAAUAGCCAUUAUUCGGGCAACAACGUUCCGUGAUGUUCUACUUGCUGUGAUCAAUACAACCAGUAGUGACAUCCAAGACAACGUUUUUAUGUGGAAAGCAGGUGAGAAAAUGUGUUUAUUUUGUCCAAUGCUAAUAAACACUUUUUAAUGUGUUUAAUAUUUGGAUAUAUAUCGGGGGCAAGAGUGAUGUUAAUGUGAAAAAGCUCUGAAAUAUUGUGUUUCUAAAGUAUGUCGUAAGCUCAGAAUUAGGAAUGUUCGAAGAUGGUAGUAUCGCUCCAUUAGUUAUAUUGCUCUCCAUAUAGUGGUUUUGUACUUCGACAAUCGCAGGUAGCUGACGGUGAGUAAGUCCUCACAAAAAAUGCAGGUUUGUCUACCUGUUGCUCAGUUGGCUUCUUGCACUGUUAUUGAGAAAAUGGUGCAGAGUUUAUAAAUUUGCCUGAAAAAGUAGGUGAAUCUGUUUUGUGUUACUCCUCUUACCGGGACAGAUCCAGUAGACAUCUAGUGAUUCUUCGAAUUGCAAAUCCUAUGUCUUGCAUAACUUCAAUGAUUGUUUUUAAACCCAAUACAGAUCCGAAUUACAAAAUAUUACAUAUCACUGCAAGAUGUAAAAAUGCCAGAUCAUUUGUAAGAAUAAUGUUUAACAGUUACCAAAUCUAGCAUUUUAAAGUAUUGCCUUAAAGCCUAUCUUAACAGAGUGUUUUACAACACUUAAUAAAGUAUAAUAAAACUGUAAGCUUGCAGAUUCUUAAAUCAGAAAUCUCUUUUAACGUUAUCUAAAGUGACACAUCUAUUGGUAUGAGGAAAAUAAGCAAUUUAUAUCUCCAACAUUAUAAAUAUCAUGUCAAGAAAUGAGCAUUUUAGAGAUAGCCUGGAGUCUAGUAUUUCAGAGUAAUGUUUGUUAUAACACACACAUUUAACAUUUGUAACAUGUUUCCUAAAACAGGACAAUUGUUUUUCUUUGCUUAAAGGUGACCCAUGUCCUCAACCGAGCCAAUUAAAAUCCGAUGAAUUAGAACCAUGUGUGCCUCUUGUGGUUGCAGACUAUUUUGAAGGAAGUGGUGCUGGCUUUGGGAUUACCAUUGCAUUUCUCUGCAGUUUACCACUAUGUAAGAAAACAUAUUUCAGUAAUCUAAACUAGUAUCCUUUAGAGUCAAGUAAUAUUCCAUGAUGCAAUAGACAUUUGAUCUCUCUAUUUAAGAGUCCAUUCAUAUUCCAUAAGAUUGAUCGAUGAUCGUUGGUGCUCUUUAUGACAUCUAUAAUCAAAACAUUGUACAAGAAUUGAAUUAUAAUUUUUUUAAUUAUAUACGUAGUAUAUGAAGCUACACUGUAGCGGAACGCCAAUAUUAAAUCCACGAAUUCCGCUGGUCCAGAAACGAAUCCACAGUCAAGCGCUGAAAACACCAAGGCAAUAUCCCCAACCUCCCAAUAACCGGACGAGACACAGUUUUGGGAGUCAACUGACAAUCCUUUAAUCGGCACGACAAUUUAUACAAGUCCCCAUGCAAGGGGUUUCCUGAGUCCCUUCCCAGGGGCAUUCCCAGAGGGAACUACAUGGGGGACUUACAGUAUAACAUAUUUCUCCCAUCAGGCACUGCUGCACGAGAGGAAUCAUCCUCCCAGAAUGCACCGUGAAGGGGAUUAUCCCCUCGUGCAGCAGAACCGGCAAUUCAUACAAAAAUACAUAACUUUUAAAAUACACGGUGGAUUUACACGAAUGGGCGUUCGGUAGUUAGCUGGGGUCUGGGCGCAUCAUUCGUGAGAUUGCCGCUCAGAUCCCAUCUAAAAUAACCGAACGCCGCACAGAAAACACAUUUCUUUCCAAACACACGAAAAGAACCGAUUACUUUUAGUGAACCUGGUUCUGAAACUCCCGAACGUCCUGGAGGCUCAGCGGUGUUCGUGCCGUCGAAUAGCUAUUGGUAAUACUAUGCGUUCGACAACACGAACCCGCUGAGGAACAAAGGAUCCAAGAUGGCCGACCGCCGCAUGGUCGGUAGUCGAACGACGGCCACCCAGGAGAGCCUCUAAUUACCGAUUGCAACAUUGUUGCAAUCGGUUAACUAGCGCCACACGCCUCUAAGUGUGUGGGCUAUUAGGGGGUGUCGCGUUCGUUUCACGAACGGCCCUCCAAAGUGCCGUUCGCGAAACGAACGAGAAUCCCCAUACAAACCGCCAUUGGCAUUCGGCGAAACCGGUAAUUACAGUCCCCACAGAAAUACAUCCCGCACAUACAUAGGAAUACAACGCAUAUCUCUCCAGACCUGUAGGCAACCCUUAAAGGCACAGUCUCUAGUUAUUGUCCAAGUGGCUAGGUUUGCCACAAUGCUCCCCCAGAACCAAGCCGGCAUACACAGUCUGAUCCCAGCGGAUCGGCUUGGGGAUGUCCGGAGGAGUGCUCACAGAUCAUUUCUCAAGGUCUGUUUGUCUGGACAACCCGUCGGCAUUACCGUUUUGUUUCCCUGGGCGGUAGUGAAUUGUAAAGUCAAAGGGCUGCAGCGCCAAACUCCAGCGCAGCAGCCUGGCAUUGUCUCCAGCCACACGGUUUAGCCACACCAACGGGUUGUGAUCUGUGAGCAAAGAAAAGGGUUGCCCAUAGAGAUACGGCUGUAACCUUUUCAGGGCCCACACCACGGCCAGGCAUUCCUUUUCUAUGGCGGCGUAGCUCACCUCUCGGGGUAACAGUUUCCGACUCAAGUAUGCUACGGGGUGUUCUCCGCCAUCGGCUCCAACCUGGCUCAGUACUGCUCCCAAUCCAAACAUUGAGGCAUCUGUGUGAACAAGAAAACGUUUAGUUGGAUCAGGAGCAGCCAGUACAGGGGCAUUGGUCAGAGCCGUCUUCAGCUGAUGGAAUGCCUGUUCACACUCUGGGGCCCAGACGACCUGCCGGGGCAGGUUUUUCUUCAUCAAAUCAGUCAGGGGUUUGGCCAGGGCACUGUAGUUGGGUACAAAUUUUCUGUAGUACCCUGCGGUACCUAGGAAAGCCAGGACUUGGGUUUUGGUCCUAGGGGUAGGCCACUGGGCUACAGCUUCAAUCUUUGCGGGCUCAGGCUUCUGCUGCCCGCUACCAACCCGGUGCCCUAAGUACUGGACCUCUGCCAUCCCUAUGUGGCAUUUGCUGGGUUUCAAGGUAAGCCCUGCCUCUCGGAUCCGAUCUAUUACAGCCCCGAUGUGUUGUAGGUGCUCUGACCAGGUCGGACUGUAUAUGGCGAUAUCGUCCAGAUAUGCACACGCAUAGUCCUGGAACCCGUCCAGUAGCCGAUCCACCAUCCGCUGGAAGGUCGCGGGGGCGUUCUUCAUCCCGAAUGGCAUGACUCGAAAUUGGUACAAGCCAAACGGGGUGACAAACGCCGACUUAGGGAUGGCGUCCUCGGCUAGUGGAAUUUGCCAGUAUCCCUUACACAAAUCUAUGGUAGUGAGAUACUGCCCCCUGGCCAUCCUAUCAAGCAGUUCGUCUAUCCGAGGCAUCGGGUAGGCGUCCGACACAGUUUUGUCGUUCAACCUCCGGUAGUCCACGCAGAACCGGGUGGUACCAUCUUUCUUAGGAACCAGGACUACCGGCGAUGCCCAGGGGCUAUCUGAGUGCUCAAUAACCCCCAACUGCAACAUCUCUUCAAUUUCUUUUCUCAUAUGUUCCCGCACGGAUUCGGGAAUCCGAUAGGGCGUCUGUCGCAUGGGAAGCUGUCCCGGGGUUUCUACUCGGUGGGUGGCUAGUGGAGUGUACCCAGGUAGGUUAGAAAAGGCGGCGCCCUUGGUUGCUAUCAGUUCUUGUACCUGGAUACGCUCUUGAGGACUUAGCCGCUCCUCCAGUUGAACCCCCUGGGAGGGUUCCUUCUGCUCCUCCUGCUCCAACAGAUCUGGAAGGGGCAGGUUCUCCUGAUCUUCGGAGGCGGGCGUGCAAAUAGCUGCCACGUCCUCCGUCCGCUCGUGGUAGGGUUUGAGCAUGUUCACAUGGAGCAUGUGUCUCUUCCCUACUCCUGAGCAUGGGCCGAUCACAUAGGUGGUAUCGCAUCUCUGCUCUACCACCUGGUAUGGGCCCUGCCAGACGGCCUGUAGUUUAUCGGUGCGGACAGGUUUAAGGAUUAGUACCUUCUGUCCCACUUGAAAACUACGGUCUCUGGCCCCCCUGUCAUACCAACGACGCUGUCGUUGUUGGGCGGCCUGGAGGUUGGUGCGCACUGCCUGGGUCAAUUCCUCCAGGUGGUCCCGGAACGCCAGCACGUAGGGUACAAUUGGGGUCCCAUCUGCGCUACUCUCUCCCUCCCAAUGCUCUCUAAUGAGAUCCAACGGCCCCCGGACCCUUCUCCCAAAUAAUAGCUCAAAUGGGGAGAAACCUGUGGACUCUUGGGGCACCUCUCUGUAGGCAAACAACAGAUGGGGAAGAAAUCGUUCCCAGUCCUUAUGGGUCUCUCCGAAUGUCCGGAGCAUCUGUUUUAGGGUACCGUUGAAUCUCUCACAUAAUCCAUUGGAUUGCGGGUGGUAUGCGGAGUUAAUGAUCGGCUUAAUGCCACAUAUCUUCCAUAACUGCUGAGUAACCUCAGCCGUGAAUUGGGUCCCCCUAUCGGAGACCAUUUCCUGUGGGAACCCUACUCGGGAGAAUAUCUUCAUCAAGGCUUCGGCUACGGUCUCCGCGUGAAUAUUCGUUAGGGCAAUCGCCUCGGGGUACCGGGUGGCGUAAUCCACCACGGUUAGGAUAUACCGUUUCCCAGCGGGGCUGGGUUUUGGUAGUGGCCCUACUAUAUCCACUGCUACACGGCUGAACGGUUCCUCAAUGAUAGGUAGGGGACACAGUUUCGCCUUGUGGCGGUCCCCCCUCUUGCCUACCCUCUGGCACACAUCACAGGAGGUACAAUAUUGUCUCACAUCUUUAGAAAUCCCGGGCCAAAAGAAAGCGUGCGUUAACCGAUACCGGGUCCGGGUCAUCCCUAGAUGACCGGACAGAGGGAUAUCAUGGGCGAUUCUUAGUAAUUCCUGCCUAUACUUCUGGGGCACUACUAGCUGCUUAGUUUGGAGCGUCACAGAGUUGCCUAUUGCCCUUUCCGCCACCCGGUAUAGUAACUUCUUCUCCCACCUGUACUGUUCUCCCUCCCGCCCCACCUGGUCCGUAUCUACCCUAUCCCGGUAUACCUGCAGUGUGGGGUCGGUCUGCACCUCUACUUCAAACGUGGACGGGGUGUCCCAAGUCAUGUCUGUCAAGGGGGGGUCAUGAUUUCUUACCUGAGCCUCAGAGUGUGCGGGGAAUGCCGUGGUGCGAGCCUGUUGCCGGGUGGUUACCGGAUGCGCCUCUUGUGACGGGGCCUGGGGUAGAAAAGCAGAAGUCAUCUGGCCCAAGUCAUUCCCCAAAACAACAUCGGCCGGUAGUUUUUUCAUUAUGGCCACUUCCACAACCCCCUCCCCAGCACCCCAAUUCAAAUGCACCUUGGCCGUGGGUAACCGGUACAUGGCUCCCCCUGCUACCCGGACUGCCACUGAUCCGCCAGUGUGGGCCGUAUCUGGAAUUAAAUGGGGGGCCACUAAGGUUAAGGUGGCUCCCGAGUCCCGCAGCCCCUGCACUUCUUUCCCUCCUACAAAUACAACUUGGCGGUGAUGCUGCCGGUUGUCCGUGGCUUGCACAGACAUUACCUCGUACAGAACCCCCAAUGGUUCCUCGGUUGGUAUACUUGUCAGCUCCGAAUGGUCAGGUUCUGCGUGGUAGAAAUGGGCCGCCGCCCUGGGAACGGAAUUCUGCCGUACCUGGUUCCACGCCUGCCUGCUACGAUUCUGGGUGCACUCCCGGGACAUAUGCCCCCACUGCCGGCAGGUAUGGCAUUGUAUGUUGGCCCUGCCGUUGUAGCGGGCUGGCGGUGGGGGGUUUCCUGGUGGUGGCCUGAACGGGGUAGAGUUGGCGGGUGUGGAGCUGGUUGGGUGGUGUUGUAUUGGCGGUCUUAGGGGACCCCUGUUGGUGAGCCCGUGGUGUCUCCGGGCAUCAAAGUGUUCGUCUGCCAAUCGGGCGGCUGCUGUGAGGGUGAGAGGUUUUCGGUCCCUUACCCACUCCUGUGCCUCUGGUGACAGACCAUUGAAGAAUUGCUCCAGCAAGAUGAGUUGGCGCAGUUCCUCCAUAGUGGUGGCUUGACUUGCCUGAAUCCACCCUUGGGAAGCUUGGUCCAGCUUAUGCGCCCAUUCUGCGUGGGAAUCUCUUUCGGGCUUUUUCAAUCCCCGAAUUUUCCGUCGGUAUGCCUCCGGGGUUAUGGCAUAUCUUUCUAGGAUGGCUCUUUUUACUUUAAAAUAGUCCUUGCUGUCCUCUCUGGGCACAGCGCGGUAAGCCUCUGCUGCUCGUCCCGCCAACUUGCCUGCCAGUAAGGGUACCCACAUUGUCGGUUCCAGAUCGUGCAGGUCGCAUAGCCUCUCGAAAUCCUGCAGAUAUCCGUCUAUCUCAUCUUUCUCCUCGCAGAAUGCUUUAAAUGCCUGGUACGGUAUUUUCUGCUUUGUUGGAGGGCAGAAUGAGUUGACGAUGGAUUCCGCCCUGGAUGGUGACCUCUGGGGUUGCUGUGCCAUAAUGUAGUCCUGUACGUCGGCCAUUAGCACGGUUAAGAUGUCCAGGGUUACUGGCUGUGGUACAAAUUCCAGCCGGGUUCUCAGUUCCCUCUGGUAUGGUGUUUCCUCUCUGGCAGGUGGGGGUGGACUGCUGUGUGCUUGGUCGUCCUCCAUUAGCUCUGCAAUCAGUACUGCCUUCGAUUUGUUGCUAGCGAUUUUCCCUCUAGCCUCCAGCAGCUCCUUUAGCGUCUGUCUCUUUAACGCCGUAUAAUCAGUACCCAUUCACUGAUCGCUUUCGUCUGCUUGUUUCAUACGAAUUGCCUUUCCGUUCGGUUGUUCCUUUCAUUCGAAUGCGCUGUAUUCGGCUGUAGAGUUGGAUCCCACCGCUGCCACCAAUUGUAGCGGAACGCCAAUAUUAAAUCCACGAAUUCCGCUGGUCCAGAAACGAAACCACAGUCAAGCGCUGAAAACACCAAGGCAAUAUCCCCAACCUCCCAAUAACCGGACGAGACACAGUUUUGGGAGUCAACUGACAAUCCUUUAAUCGGCACGACAAUUUAUACAAGUCCCCAUGCAAGGGGUUUCCUGAGUCCCUUCCCAGGGGCAUUCCCAGAGGGAACUACAUGGGGGACUUACAGUAUAACAUAUUUCUCCCAUCAGGCACUGCUGCACGAGAGGAAUCAUCCUCCCAGAAUGCACCGUGAAGGGGAUUAUCCCCUCGUGCAGCAGAACCGGCAAUUCAUACAAAAAUACAUAACUUUUAAAAUACACGGUGGAUUUACACGAAUGGGCGUUCGGUAGUUAGCUGGGGUCUGGGCGCAUCAUUCGUGAGAUUGCCGCUCAGAUCCCAUCUAAAAUAACCGAACGCCGCACAGAAAACACAUUUCUUUCCAAACACACGAAAAGAACCGAUUACUUUUAGUGAACCUGGUUCUGAAACUCCCGAACGUCCUGGAGGCUCAGCGGUGUUCGUGCCGUCGAAUAGCUAUUGGUAAUACUAUGCGUUCGACAACACGAACCCGCUGAGGAACAAAGGAUCCAAGAUGGCCGACCGCCGCAUGGUCGGUAGUCAAACGACGGCCACCCAGGAGAGCCUCUAAUUACCGAUUGCAACAUUGUUGCAAUCGGUUAACUAGCGCCACACGCCUCUAAGUGUGUGGGCUAUUAGGGGGUGUCGCGUUCGUUUCACGAACGGCCCUCCAAAGUGCCGUUCGCGAAACGAACGAGAAUCCCCAUACAAACCGCCAUUGGCAUUCGGCGAAACCGGUAAUUACAGUCCCCACAGAAAUACAUCCCGCACAUACAUAGGAAUACAACGCAUAUCUCUCCAGACCUGUAGGCAACCCUUAAAGGCACAGUCUCUAGUUAUUGUCCAAGUGGCUAGGUUUGCCACAUACACCAUUGACUGAAAUGAAUCAAGUCAAAUGUAUGUGACUUGGAAAUAGUAGGAGAAAAAUAUUAGGAUAUUUCAAAUAUGUUUUAAAUGUGAAUGAAAUGAUUUAUUUAUUUGUGUCCAUGUAGUCUUUUGAAUUCAUAAGAGUUCAUAGCUAGCUAAUACUCUGAAAUAAUAUAUUACUUCUAUCAUUUUAGUGAGUUUUCUUCUUGCCUAUGUAAUUUCAAAGUCUCAGAAGAGGACCUUCAGAAAAUUUCAAAAGAAAAUAAACAGCAGAGAUGUCAGAAAUGCAAGUAGCAGAGAAGGAUUUCCAGGUAUUUAAAUUCAUUUUUAAUGACUUUUGUUGUCACUAGAACAAACAUUUAUUGUAAAGGCUUCUUACAGCUCUGCUUGCACUGCACUUUUUGAAGUGUCCCUUGAAGUAGGUAACCAGAAAAAAAAAAAAAGAUUUCUAAAUCAAUUUAAGCAGUUUUUGUGUAUAGACAAUGCCCCUGGCAUUUCACUGCUCAAUUCUAUGCCCUAUACGAGUUAAAUCACAUUUGUUUCAGUUUAUUCAGCCCUAGCCACACCUUCUCUGGCUGUGACUGAAAUAGACUGCAUGAAAACAAAAUGGUUUCACUUUCAAUCAGAUGUAACUUACUUUAAAAGUUUCUUAUCUCCUGCUCUUUUAAUUGAACUUUAAUUACAUGCAGGAGACUCCUGCAGGGCCUAGCAAGCUAUUAAUAGAGCAAGAGAUAACAAAUUAAACAUAAUUUGCCACAAAGGAAGUGCAAACAUUAGAUGACUCUUUAUAGGAAGUGUUUAGGAAGGCUGUGUUAGUCACUUGCAGAGAGGCGUGCCUAGGCAGAUAAUAGAGCAGUAAGAUUUAAGGGGAUUGACCUAUACACCAAAUAAUGCUUCAUUAAGCUAAAUUUGUUUUGGUGACUAUAAUGUGGUUUUAAUAUUAUAAUAUAUAUAUUAUCACAUUUACCAAGUGUUGAAUACUGAAAAAGUCCUAAACGAAAAAUCGGACAAUAUGACCAAUAGGUGAACUGUUGUGUGUGAUUUAAAAGAAAUAAUGCAAUGUCUUGCUCCCUGUAUUUAUGCACUGCACCAUAAAACAUACUUAUUCAGGCAUGGCUUUGAGACAUAAUGCAGGAUCAGGGCUGCAGCCUCUGUAUUCCAGUUCAGAUAUCAAGAUUUACUGAAUAGGAAAAGAUAAUACAUAUAAAUAGUGAAGUCCCGAACGGUUCGCGAACGGUUCGCCACGGACUCAUCAUUGAGUAAACUUUGACCCUGUACUUCACAGUCAGCAGACACAUUCCAGCCAAUCAGCAGCAGACUCUCCCUCCCAGACCCUGCCACCUCGUGGACAGCAUCCAUUUUGAAGUUGCAUUCUUAGUGAGCUGUCCAGGAGGUGAGAGGGUCUGGGAGGGAGGGUCUGCUGCUGAUUGGCUGGAAUGUGUCUGCUGACUGUGAGGUACAGGGUCAAAGUUUACUCAAUGAUGAGUCCGUGGCGAACCGUUCGUGGCGAACCGUUCCUGGCGAACAGUUCGCGAACCGUUAGGCGAACCGUUCGGGACAUCACUACAUAUAAACAAUGUAGACAGUUUAUUAUCAUUAUCUGCUCAUAUUAUUAUUAUAAUAAAGCAUUACCACAGUGUCAAGUAGGCCACGAGGACCUCAGUUAAACAUUCUCUGCACCUUACUCCCAAUCUUCUGCAUGACUGUGGCUGCUUCGUAGAUGCUGUAAAUGUAUUGAUUUAUUUAAAAUAUUUUUUCUCUCUUUCUUCAAUCACCACCCCACAAGAGAAGCUCAUUGUAGGCAUUUCUGUAAUGUUAGUUAUAAAGGUUUUAUGUUUUAUACAGCAUUUUUUACAAUACAUAAACUGUUUACUAAUGAACUGUGUAAGAGUUUGUUAUAGGAAACUGCUAAAAUAUAUUCCUUCUUUCAUAGCCACUGAAUGGUAUGGCCCCGGGGAAUCAAAUCAACAAGUUUUGAUUCAGUUCCUCCCAAAUCGAAAACUUAAUGUUUUAGGUAACAGCCAUACUAAGGCCAGAUCCAUCAGCUUACAAAGCCAGCAGAAAGUGGAGGUUCUCUUGUCCAACAAUGAUGGAAACAAAGCUCUUUGUCUCAAGAUUCCAAAAGAAUAUGAUUUGGUAAGAAAUUCCUAUGUGUUGGAUGUGUUUUUUUCCAUAACAUUUGGUAAAUCCAACAUUAAGUGGAGCUGAGAUUUUAGAGAUUCAUUCUUUACGUGAGCUGCAAAGUAUCCGCGUCUUAAAAUAUAUUCCUAUCCUAUGACAAUGAGGGUGUUCAUUUAUCACAACUCACUUUUUGAAAUAGUCAUCAAGGUAAACAAUGCAUUUUCUUUAAGGUAACUUACCUUAAUAGGGUAUGUACAUACCAUCUCUUUCUAUUCUUUACCACAUCUGAUUUCAUGAGAAAGCAAUUUAUAAAUACGAUUCACCCCUGGAUGGUAUACUAUGAUUUUUAAGGCCUGGCUAGUAGCAUAAUACUACACAUUUUAAGCUCAGAUACUAUUAGGUAUUGGUUCCAACCAAAUAUUUUGUCAUUCAUACACUGAAGAUAGAGCCAGUAUCUUAUAGAACAAGUUCCUGUUUGCCUGAUUUGAAAUAUGAAAUAAAUAUUUUUCAAAAAAUAAGAAGGCAAACACAUCCGAGUACCAUAAAAACAUUAAUGAAAUACCAUAUAUUUCAUCCUACUUUUAAAUUACAUCUUAUGAGCAUACCAUUUAUUACACUUCCUCUUACAACUUACAGUAAUACAUCCUUAUUACUUUAUUACACCCGAGCAUAAUCAAAGCUUAUUGUAUUCUAUAUCUUUAUCAACCCUAGUACAUUUCCUCCUUUAAAUGUACCAAACCAAUAUUGUGCUGUAUUCUACAGCAAUCACAUUCACACUUCUUUCUAUAACUAUAUAAUGUUGUUAUCACAAUGUAUCCAACAGCUAAGUCAUAUUUUUCUUCUUUUAUAAUGUUAUCAUUCUCUUGGCAUGCUGUUUUUUUUUAGAGAUACCACAUAGUUCACCAUGGUAUUAUUUACGUAUUUCCUCUCUUUUGUGGGGAGGGGGGCAAAAGCCAGAUAUUAGACAGCCUUUUUUUAAAAAAAAAAUUCUUAUAACACUGGUAAUAUUAUUUUUAUCUUGAUAUAUUGCUCACUUUGAUGCAAGACUAUCACAUAGGGUUGUUUUCUAAACCAUACAUUGUUGGGAAUGUUAAUGCAUUGAUACUUCCUGCAAAGAUCAUUGUUUAUUUUUUUCAUUGUAUAGCCAAAUUGCUAUAAUGGUUGCCUCAUAUUUAUAACACAAGUACUUUGCACGAAGCAUAUAGGAAAAUGCUGAAUUCUUCGUAAUACAUAAAAUAUAAAAGAUCAAUGAUAACCUUAUCAAUGAACUAAUAUGACAGUAAAAUCCUAUCUAGAUAAAUGAAGGUACACAAAUAAAACAUACAAUCAGGAAGCCGAAAAGCAAUAAUUUUUCCUUUUUCCUUGUUUAAAUAUCCGUAAAGAUGUAAAUAAAUAAAUAUGCAAAUGUUUUAAUAGUAAAACCAAGUGCUGAUUUGCCAAUCAUAACUGAACCAGUCGACCUUGUUACAAUGCAUACAACAUAAUCCUUGAUCCAUAUUAAUGUUUAACUAUUUUCUCAUGUUUAAGGUGCUCUUUUUCAACAACAAAGAAGAGCGAACUAACUUCAUACAGAAAUUUAAAGAAUUGCUUGAUGGGAGCGGAGUCACCCCAUCUUUUUCUGAAUUAAAGGAAAAAUCUCUCCUGAGAUCAUCUUUUUCAAAAAAGGAGAGGCAUGAAAUGUUGGAGACCUUCUUCAGACAUUCUCUGUCUCACGUGAGAAAUUUUUAUUUUUAUUUCUAUAGUCCACUUGUAGAUAGAGACAUUGGAGAAUACAAUCUCAAAAAAAAAUCCCACUGUUAUUUUAUAGCCACUUGCUGUGUUCAGCACAGCACAUAGCUUUCGUUAAUACCAUGUAGUGCUCACUAAAUGUAUCCAUUCUAUAGACCGGAGUACUGAAGCAUAACUAAAAGUUUUAUUUCUUUAUUGUGGGCCAUGUGCCAACAUAAUUGCUGUAGUAGACAACUGCGAAUGAAAAUGUAGAUGUGUAAGCAUGGACAGUAUUGUGUAACAAAAUUAACAAGAACAUUUAUCCUGUAUGGCAAUAAAUGAUGGGAAGAGUUACUAUAAUAGCACAACCCAGUAAUCACACAUUAUGCCCGGGAUGAAACAGAUUAAGAUUCAGUACUAAUUAUAAGGUCACUGGAACAUCAGUUUUGCCAAGUUUCACCACAGUCAUCUGCAUCUCUCUGUCCUGUUUUUAGAACUUACACAUACCAUAUGACAUAGACAGCCAUACGUCAUCUAGCCAUUUAUUCAUUUAAGCAACCUAUGGUUUUAAACAUUAAAAGGGCUCAUCAAUUGUAUUCCCAUAAUGAAGAGCCCCUGUUCUGUAUCUCUGCAGACACAGGUUACAGUCUCUUCUGCCUCUGUGGUCUAGUUUAUCUAAAUGAGUAAGAGUCAUUCGGCCUACCAUAGUUCACUGAUUCUUUACAGUGCAUUAGGUCACCUAAGAGGAGAGGCAUAAGGUGUUUAUUGUCUGCAGAGGAGACAUGUACCAUGUGCUUCCUGAUAUUCUUACCUUUGGUAAGACCCAGACAAUAUUGUCUCUGGUGUAGCAAUAGGUCAAUCUGUGAUUAUCUCUGAUAAUUAUCUUUUAAAUUACCUUGUUUUACUUUACUUUAUGUGCAAACAGUAUUUUUCAGAAUAUGUGACAUCAAAAAUAUUAAAAUAGGUUUCCAAAUUUUACAUAUAUUUUAGAAAUGUUGAAUUUAUAACUCCCCCCCCCCCCACAGCUGCAUUAAAAUGGUUGAGUUAAUAAGCCAUAAGCCAAUACAAAGAUUUAAAUAUAUGUGAAUUUAAAAGAUAAAGAAUACAUGAAUGUUUAUCAAUCAAGACCACACAUGAAGAGCUUUCUAUUCUAGCGAGUGUUGCAAAAAUGUAAAAAUGUUAAAGGGCGAGAGUUACCAAUGGAAUGUGCCUGUUCACUGGUUUCCAUGGUGAUCAGGGCCGUCCUUAGGCCUUCAGGCGCCCUGUGCGAAAAAUCUUAACAGCCCCCCCCCCCCCACCAUCCAUGUGUAUAGGGGAUUUAUUAAAUGAAAAUUUAACAAUUAACAAAUAUUUAUCACCUCUUCCCUGUCAUUACCUUGCAUGGAUGGAGGGCAUGCUGAUCUCUGGUGAUACAGUUUGCUGGGAAUAUGGUCGGUGCCUUCACUGGGUGCAGACCAUCAGCAACUGUCUCCUGAGCUCAGGCACUUACAGUAUCAGAGCUUUCCUGUGGUAAUCCGCGGCAACGUUCUGAUUGGCCGGAACUCGGAAGACAGCUACAUUUAUCAUGUGUGUGUCAGACGUGAUUGUGUGAUGUGUUCUCUGUGUGCCAUAUUUGUAAUGGGUGUAUUGACUGUGUCUGAUAUGUGUGUGUAUUGACCGUGUGUGAUUUUUGUUCACUAUAGCAGUAGAUAGGGGGAGCAGGGGCACUGGGGUAGAUGUGGGAGCAAUGCACUAUAGCAGUAGAUAAGGGGAGCAGUGUCACUAGGGUAGACAGGGAACAAUGGCAAUAUAGGGGGAGCAUGGGCACAAUAGGGAUAGAUAAGGAGCAUGGGCACUAUAGGGGUAGAUGGAGGGAUCAGGUACACUAUAGGGGUAAAUGGGGAGCAGGGGUGCUAUAGGGGUAGAUCGAGGAGCAGGGGCACUAUAGAGGUAGAUAGGGGGAACUAUAGAGAUAGAUGGGGAACAUGGGUACUAUAGGGGGAGCAGGGGCACUAUAGGAGUAGAGGGGGCACUAUAGGGGUAGAGGGGGGCACUAUAGGGAUAGAUGGGGAACAGGUGUACUAUAGGGGGAGCAGGGGCACUAUAGGGGUAGAGGGGGAACAGGGGUACUAUAGUGGGAGCAGGGGCACUGUAGGGAUAGAUGGGAACAGGGGUACUAUAGGUGUAGAUGGGGGCACUAUAGGGAUAGAUGGGGAACAGGGGUACUAUAGUGGGAGCAGGGGCACUGUAGGGAUAGAUGGGAACAGGGGUACUAUAAGGGGAGCAGGGGCACUAUAGGUGUAGAUGGGGGCACUAUAGGGAUAGAUGGGGAACAGGGGUACUAUAAGGGGAGUAGGGGCACUAUAGGGGUAGAGGCAGGCAUUAUAGGGAUAGAUGGGGAACAGGGGUACUAUAAGGGGAGCAGGGGCACUAUAGGUGUAGAUGGGGGCACUAUAGGGGUAGAGGGGGCACUAUAGGUAUAUAUGGGGAACAGGGGUACUAUAGGGGAAGAGGGGGGCACUAAAGGGAUACAUUGGGAACAGGGUUACUAUAGGGGUAGAGGGGGGCACUAUAGAGAUAGAUGGGGAACAGGGUUACUAUAGGGGUAGAGGGUGCACUAUAGGGGAAGAGGGGGGCACUAUAGGGAUAGAUGGGGAACAGGGGUACUAUAGGGGGAGCAGGGGCACUAUGGUCUCACUUACCAGGCAGCAGAUUCAGGCCUCGGUUAGCUCCACCCCCGCCGACCACUUGGCUCCGCCCCCAUCGGCUGCUUGGCUCCGCCUCCUACAGUCUCUUUCGCUGCUAAGCCCUGGUAGAGGGCAGGGGGUGUGCAAGCUGUGUCAGCCAUAGGGCGCCCCCUGCUGCCAUGGCGCCCUGUGCGGCCGCACAGCUCGCACACCCCUAAGGCCGGCCCUGAUGGUGAUUUAGUACUUUAGACAAAUUUUACUUAAAAAAUGCAUUGUUAUACAAUUGUGAGGGGAUCAGUAUGUAGGAGGAAUGUGUUUUUAAACCAAAGUUGUAAAUCAGAUUUCCCAUAGAUAAAAAAAAACCACGUGAGUGUAGAAUACUCCAACACUUUAAGCACUGCACAUAUGAAUAAAGUACAUGUAUUUACUGACAAAAAACUAUUUUUUUUUAAAUGUGGGGAACGUUAGAGACAGGUAUCUCAAACAAAACUUUCAGUUAGUUAGAGUGUCCAUGAAACUGACUUUCUAUUCAGAGAGCAUCAUCCGUAUAUUCAUGGAGAAUCAGGCACUUCCGCACUCUGACCUCAUUAUCUGUGAAAGUGAAUAUCUUUGGAUAGGAUCUUCCCAUAAUAUGUGGUCAAUCAGGUACCUCCCUACUCCCAUACUUAUAAUCACAAGGAAGACUUUCUCAACCAGUAAGAAACUCCAGCGAACGUGUGAUCAAGCAGUACCUUAUACAAACCAAUUCACUGUAACAGGUAUAUUCACUUUGCAAGGAAAUAAUUAAAGCAUUGCAUCUCUACCUUGUCUGUGUGAUGGUGAUGUAAGGCAUCACCUCAGAAACCAGAUUAGCAUGUUUCAGUGUGGUAAAUUCCUAUACAUCAUUUCUAAGAAUCAAAUGUCAACAUUUCACUACUCGUAUCGUCCCAGAUAGGUGACUAUUAUAAUCUUUACUGCUACUAUUAAAAGAUAAAUUAUGGCUAUCAAACCACCUAUAACUACUAUUUAAUGUGCAUAUUCACUCUACAUUUGACGAUUAUUUCAGAUUUUGACAGUUGAAUAUAUACUGAAUUUAUGUGACUGUCUACAGCAGGGCUAAGCAACCUUCGGCACUCCAGAUGUUGUGGACUACAUCCCCCAUAACGUUCUUACACCCAUAAUGCUGGCAAAGCAUCAUGGGAGGUGUAGUCCAAAACAUCUGCAGUGCCAAAGGUUGCCUACAGUAUAACCCAGGUGUUUUCAGUCAGUUAUUCUGACAGUGUGAAUAGUGUGAGAAUCACUGUAAGAGCUGGUGCUUGGCCAGGCUAGCCAUUUCCUCCUAUACCAUUGUGCUCAGCAAGUGUAUUGUGGUUUACAAACCAUAGCCAGAUGUCCAUUCUCAUUGCUCUACUAUGCAGUCUUGCUGAUGAUUGCAUUGUUUGUAAGAGAACCCACUGUGCCCAGUGAGUGUACCAUGUCGUAAAAUUAAUAGUUGCAUUCCCUCUGUCACUGAUUACUACUUGCUCUUGAUUACUUUGCUUGUCUGAGAACCCAGCAAGAAUGCACUAGUUAACCAGGCUGUACAAUACAUAGUAACAAUGCUACAUUGCUGAAAUGAGCAAAAUUAGCAAAGUUAAUAAUACUGCUCCCCUCAUUUCCACUUGCCUUUAUUUAUGUAUAUUAUCUUUUCUUCCUUUUGCUGGAUCUCAAGCCGGGUACUCCAUUUUGUUCUCUGUCUGCAGUUGUCUGUGGGAUUCAUUUUGACCAAUGGCACGAUAGUAUGAUUGUGGGUAAAUAAGUGGGUAAAGCUACACCCAUUAUCAAAAAUUGUGUUCCCUCAUAAUAAAAGUAUUUUAACUUACGUAUAACUAAAAAACCAAAGUGAAUGUAAAAAAAAAAAAAACAUAAAAACAAAAAGAACUAGAAUACAACAUUUAAUAAAAAGCAUUGCCGGCAAAGUAACAGAACUGUAAUUAUGUAAUUAAUGUAAUUAUUUAGAAAAAUUACAAGACCGGCAAAUUUUUAACCAAUUUAAUUUUUAGUUUUUUCCACUUUUCUUGCUUUAAAUAAAAAAAUAAGGCCUCAGUUUAAUUUUGUUUGAUAAGAUUUUCAAAUGACUACGAUCUGUUAUAAUAACGUUUCAAUUUAUGAAUCUGCAUACAUGCCCAUAGACUCUAAUGAUGACUUAUGUAGAUCAUUAAUUUAAAAAUAUGUUUUUCUGGCAGAUUGUGAUAAUUUGAAAAGCUUCUCCAAAGCAAUUUUAUUAAGGCCUAUAUUAGUAGAUAGCAGACGUUCUAAUGUUCUAAAUUUGACAAUAUAUGAUUAUGCAGGUACUUGACAUUCAGAAGGCGGAUGCAGGUGAACUACAUACAAAGGAUAUCAAUUUACUAAAGUUCGAGAUAUCCAGAGAAGAAUUGUCAGAAUUACUGGGGCUUGAUCACCAUGCCAGCUUUGUAGAUUCCAUGUUUUCAGCGGCUGACAAAAACAAGAAUGGAUUUUUGUCUUUUAAAGAAUUCUGCAAUAUAUUGGCUAAGUUAUUAAAAGGUAUGUCAAAAAUAGAAUCCAGAAUGACAGAGGCCUUUUUUUAAACAAAAUUAAGCUUUUCCCUCUGUGUAAACAAAAAUCUCAUCCGAUACAACAACAAAGUUAACAUUAAAAAAAUAAAAGGUGUUCCUGUGUAGCUCCUCCCCAGCUUCUGCUUUGUGGAUAGAAGUCAAGACAAAAUUAGGUUGGUAGAUCCCGUGACUCACAUUGAAACAGGAAGAAGCUACAAUUUCUUUUUCCAGUGGGAAUGGGUUUCUGGUAUAUCUUAGUAUCCAGAAAAGGCUUCCCUAAUGUGUAUGGGUUGUAAUUGAUCUAAUGUGGUUAACCUUACCUUCUCCCGAAAUAAUUUCUGGAAGACAUAAUGUAUCAAUAUGGACAACUGCAUAAGCAGAAGGAACCUAAAUAUUCAAAUCGCAUCACUUGUGUUCUGUGUUUUCUGCAUGAUGCUUUUUCAGAACUAUGUGUAUUUUUCUCAUCUAUUGUGUCCUGUUUAUAUGUUCUACUUUUAACUCCUUUUAACUACUUUUAAGUAUUACUGCAGGAUGAAAAAUUGUAAGUACACAGUUUUGUUUUUGUUUUUGAAGGUACUGCUGAAGAGAAAUUGCAAUUUAUGUUCUCCAUGCAUGAUAAAAAUGGAAAUGGCAUACUGACUAAGGCAGAAUUUUCCAAAAUGCUUAGGUAUGUUUUACAUGUGGACAUAAAGGCAUGGCACACAUCCUAAUGUAACUAAGGAAGAACACUUAAUUAUUCAAGAGAAUGGUUAAAGAAGUGUAAUAUAUAUAUAUAUAUAUAUAUAUAUAUAUAUAUAUAUAUAUAUAUAAUCAAUGUUUUUAAAUUCUACACAUUUUUAUUUUCAAAAAUGAAUACAAUAAAAAUCAAUAAACUCUUAAAUGAAUUUCUGCUACCAUUAUAUUUUUUUAAACACCUAAUACUUUUAAACAUACAUAAGUAAAAUGGUAAAAAAAUUUUUUUCAAAAUGUAAUGAUAGCAACUAAUAUUAAAACAGUAUUAUGGUUUUGAAAUUAAUGAUAAUGAUGCAUCAUUAUUAUUUAUGGGAAAUUACAAAAAAACUAAACAACGUUUUGACUUGUUCUCCUAUUCAGCUCAUGAAACGCAGGGCUUUUUAAAAUGCAAAUACAGACAUAUGGAUACAUAUCUGUCUAUAUACCUAUUGACAGACAGUCAGGUAGAUGAGUAUUUGUUCUAAAUUAUACAGUUCAAUUUUCAAGUAAAAAAAAAUGUUCUGAAUCUAUACAGGCACACUCAUAUUUAGGCCAAGCAAGAGAACCAUGUUUUUUUCACAAAUUAAAAGUACUCAAGAUUACGUCAUUAGCUAGCGCAUGCAUAUACAAUAGUUUACCACUAUUCUCUUUUACAGAUCCUUCAGUGAAGUAUCCAAUUUCCUAUCAAAAGAUCAAACUGAAAAUGUAAUAGAGAGCAUGUUCACUGAGGCUGGGAUUUCAUCAGAGCAAGAGAUUACCUGGAAGGAUUUUUACGCCGUAUUUAGGGAUCAUGCAAAUAUACUGAAUUCUACAACUAUUCUUCCCAAAGGUUAGAAUUUAUCAUCAAAUAAAAUGAAAUUUGUGCCACCUGCAUUCUCAUAUAUGGUAUUACAUAUUCCACUCAGCUAUAUUAUUUAAAAUGGUGUAGACUAAAUAUAUUAUAUAAAAUGUAAAAAAAAAUUCGAAAUAUAUAAAAGAACUAAACAUUUUGAUCGCCACUCCUUCAAAAAAUAUUUGAAAACGUACUUCUUUAGAAAACACUGUGAACAGCUUCCCCUCCCCGCACCCUAAUUCAUCUCCUAAAACUGUCAUCAAAACAAAACACUAAGCCCUCAAUGAACACUAUCUUAGCAACCUAUUUUUCUACCAUACCCUUAUCUUCUGUGUCACUAUACCGCACUCCCUCUAGCAUGUGUCCAACUCGUCUGGUUACAAAUAGUUGUCUGUUAGUCCACCCAUUAUACAGCGCUACGGAACUUGUUGGUGCUUUAUAAAUAAUAUUAAUAAUCAAAAUGGCCAUUUCUCAAUGCUGCAACAGUGAACUAUCAGUGUUUUUUUAUUAUAUUAAAAUUGCAUAUUUCUUAAGAAGUACCCCCCCAUUCUCCAAUUGGUUCCCAUUCAAAUCAAGCUGCUUCUUUAAAAGUAUGCAUAUAUUAAUUAUAAUUAAAUAAGCUGUUAUAUAUCUCAUGCAGAGAACCCCUGCCUAGAAUUAUAAAAUACUCAUGGGUAGCAGUGUGGCUACUCAUAUCAGUUUCUUCUGCAAUGAUACGAGUUAGCUGAACCUUAUUCAAGGUCUACUAAGUAGGAAAUAAACAUAAGGCAGGUUGAAAUUUUUAAUUGAUUGAAUUUAACCAGGAAUUUAUUGCCACAAUUAGAUACUAUUUACUGUCCUAUACCUGCCAACGUAAUUCAAGUUCAUUCUUGAACUGUUAGCCUACGGGAAAUCUAAAAAAAAACAACCAGCCACAGCAAUUAGUUGUCAUGCAUGAUAAUUACAAUAGAUAAUAUUCAUGCAACAAGACUGUCUAGAAUUUCCUACUGCAUUUCCUCAUUCAUUAAUGGGCUAUUAUAACUUUAUCAUAUUAUAACUCUGUAAACUUAGUAUUAAUAAGCAAUUCUCUAAUUAUUAAGGUCUGCAAAAAAAACAUGAUACAUAAUAGUCAAACAUUCAAACAAUGCAGAGGCUUUCAGAUGCAUUAUUUGUGAUUCCUAGAAAUAUUAACAGGGACUUUAUAUUAUGUAAUCAUUAUUCUGUGACUCUUAUUUGUGUCAUUGUAUGCAUAGACCUAAUUGCAGAAAAUCAUGAACUCUGAUAGUUAAUAAAUGCAGUUGUGUUGUCUGUGUGUCAGUGCAUUUGAAUUUGUUUUGUUGAUGUUCAAAAACCUAAAUGGUUAAUCCAAGCACCACUACCACUAAUGAUGUGAAGUGGUCAUGGUACCUGUGGUCUGUAUUUGCACCUUUUCGCUUUGAAAUGCUGCAUAUACAGAGUUUAACCACUCUGCUGGAGCAGAUGUUACUCUGGUGUAAGAGUUCUGGGCCGGCUAAUGUCAAUUCUAUGCAAAUUUUAUUGCACAGUCAGCUGACACUCUCAGCGAAUGAAGGGUAAAGGCCUCUGAGCUCAACAUGACCCGAGAGCUUCAUAUGGCCCCAGGUAAGGGGGCAAUACAUUGGUAAAUUGUUUGCGCAUUUUCGGUGGAACCUACCCAGGGUACUCCUGGCAACAUAGCCAUUACAGUGGGCUGUAGUGGUUAUGGUGAUUGGAGUAACCCUUUAACUACCUUUGAAAUGUAAUUUUUGAUAUAUUAAUUAAAACUUAGACUCUUUAUGACCUUGAAAAUACAGCAAAAUGUUGCUUUUGCUUUUUUCCUUGCAUUCAAUGAUAUUUGUGUCUGAUUUACAGGUUCAGCAGACAACAAGAAAAAUAUUGAUAGAAAUAUUUCAUUUAUAAGUAGAAAUAACCAGGAAAGCAAUGGGUAACCAAAAACUUUAUUUUUUUUUUUUUUAACUUUGAUUUUAAAUGUACAUAGGAUAACAGGAACAGCACUCAGAAACAGCCAAUAUGUAUUUUAAGUAAUGAUAAAAAUCAGUCUUUGUUUAUUAAAAUAGAUUUUUUUUGUCUAUCUACGAUAAGUUUCUGGGUUAGAUUUACUAAACCUUCCUGUGGCAAAGACUUCACUACAUAUUGCAAUGCUGCAUGUAUAACAAGAAUGGAUCUGUGCUUUAAUGGACCACCCCACACUGAAAUUUGUAGAACAACAAUUCUGUUUAGUAGAUAUAGAAUGAAUACAUGCAUGCAUUUUUCAUACAUGUAUUCGUUGUGGGUAUCUAGAGAGUGCAAAAGCUGAGGCUCUUAUGAACUGCAGCCUUUGCAAGCUAUCUUGAUGAAGCGGUUUUGGUGUAUGGAUCAUGCCCCUCCUGAACUUUCACUGCUUAAUUCUCUGCCAUUAAAGAGUUAAUGACUUUUAUUUCUGUCCAUGCAGCCCCAUACCACCCAUCCUUUGCAAGGAGGAGUGACUAGGACUGCAUAAACAAUGUGAUUUAACUCAUAAAUGAAAGAGAAUUGAGCAGUGAGAACAACUGCUUCAUUAAGCUAAAGUUGUUUGGGUAACGAUAGUGUCCCUUUAAGAAGCCUCUGAAUCUGAGUAGGAAGCUGUUGAGAAAAAGAGAUUAGGUUGGUAUGAGGAAAUACAAGUGCAAUAAACUAUAUAUAUGAGAGAAAGAGAGGCACUUUUCAGUUUAAAACAUCUACAUUUAUAGUGAUAACACAUUGAAAAGUUUUAUGAGAGCUCAUGAGCUCAUCAAAUGUACUUUCGAUAUUCUAUAUUCAUAAAAUGAAACCAUUUCUCUAGGCCAGUAUUUCAGUAUAAUCAAGAAAUUAAUUUCACCAAGUGGCAACAUAUUUUCAUGUACAUUGCACAAGUUUUCUAACUAGCAAAAAUAUAUAAAUACAAAUGGUCAAAUAUCCUGUUUAUAGCUACUUGCAAAGAUCCUGAAGUCAUUACUAACAGUAGAGCUUACUAAAAAUAGCAACAGAAUGUAAAAAGAAUGUCUGCAUUUAAGCAUUAUGCUCAUAUACAUUAAAUAUUGUGAGAGAGCCCAUUCCCUCCUCCCCUCCCUGACUGUAGGAAUAUUAUGACCCAUUAUAAUUUCUUGUACUGUUUGGAAGCAGUGAGUAUUUACAUAUGUAUAUAUGAGGGUGAGGCUUUAUGGGCUAGAUUCUAUAUUUAAAAAUACAUGAAAGAUAAAAACAUUUAUACACUUUUGGUAUUGGAGAGGUUAAUGUACAAUAUUUAAAUGCUCCUCUUUUGUAACUUGACUAACUAACCUCAGUCGUCAAUCAAGCCAUAUAGUUGGAAUGCCCGUUACCAUUUGGAGAUUCAAAUUAAGAAAAGCAAAUUAUAAAAAAUGCAAUGUAGUUAACACAUUUACAAAAAUAAUUACUUUAAAAAAAUAGAUUUUGAUUUGUCAUUUUUUUUAAUAAUGCUCAACAACAAACAUAUAACACCAAUAGAUCCGUUUGAAAUAUUCUUCACUAUGUUUAGAAUGCAUUAUUUGGCUAGGCAAAUAGACUUCUAUAAAAAGGAAUAAUGUACAAAUAAAUAUUAACAAAAUAUUGUUCAAUUGAUGCUAGCCAUAAUUUAUCAGGCUGUACAUUGUUUUAUAAAACAGUGUUAGUUUAAGGAAAAAUACGUUUGACUAUUUCUUAACAUGAUAGAUUAAUCUUAAAGAAAAGUUUAACUGUAUACAUUACAAUUAUUUAUAUAGAACCAACAUAUUGUUGCUGUACAGUAGGUAAAGUAAACAAACAAUUCUAACAAAGCACAUUUGACAUAUGCAGUAGUUAAAGAUGGUUUUCUCAUGUAGAACUGGUCAACAAAUAAGUAACGUGGAGCUUGAAGGACAGAGAAUUCGAAACAGAUUCGGAAAUAGGUACGUUAUUUCCUCAUUCUCUAUAUUAAGUAUGUGGUCUUGUUGAAAUACAUAUCACAUGGAAUUUGCUUAAUUUUCAUUUGCACAAAUAUGUAUAUUUUAAUCUUUUGUAACAAGGACAAAUGGUAAUAUGGAUCAGCCAAGAAUAUACACUGAAGCAAAAAGAGAGAGAUAUGAAUCCAGCAAAAUCCGCCAAAAGAUUCAGCAACUUAAGCGCUUGGUCGAAAAUUACAGACGUCAUAUUGUGUGUUUAACUAUAUGCUGCGGAAUAUCAGCUGGGGUAUUUGCUGAACGUGGUUAUUGUGAGUAUAUCUCAUACUUAAUAUUGUUUUAGAAUUGGGGUUAAUUAAUUAUCGAUUUUUAGUUUGUAAAGUAUUAGCGAUUUAUGUAAAUGAGUUUCAAAAUGUACGGAAAGGAUCACUAUAGUGUCAGGAAAACAAAGCGGUGCCGCACGUGCAUUCAAAGUGUCAAUAUGCCUCCAGCUUAACAGAUGCGCCUCUAGUGGCUAUCCGGAAGACAGCCACUAGAGGCUGGCUUAACCCCAAAUCAAUGAUAACAAUAUGAACUUGUAUGAACGUAUUAACUUGUAGUAAGAAAAAUUAUAAUAAGUACUGUUUUAAUCAAUUAAGAUUUUGUUAGGAAAAUCCUAUUUUUUGGAGACAAUAAAAUAACAGACAAAAGUCAAGAGGUCAAAAUUAUAUGUGAAUUAUAUGUUUGGUGAAGAAACUAAAGUAAAUAUAGAUUGCUUAGCCUACCCUAUUCUUUAAAUUCCACAUAGCCCAAUUAGUAAAUAUUGAGUUUAUUGAGGCCAUGGAGCUAAAUGUGUCCAUUUUGUAAUAUAUAUAUAUAUAUAUAUAUAUAUAUAUGCAUGACCAUUCAUAUAUAAAUAAUUACAAAUAAAAUGUAUUUUGAUCCACUUCAAUAUUCUAAAACUAGAUGUAAUCUAUAAUAUGGUCUUUCUAUGUUUUUCUGAGUCUCAUUCGUAUAUUUAUAUUUUAUUCACAUAUUUCCCAAUAUCCUUUUUAUGAUUUUCAGAUUAUGGCUAUGCUUCACCACCAACUGGUAUAUCUCAAACCACAUAUGUGGGGCUUAUUGUGUCUCGAGGAUCAGCUGCCAGUGUUUCAUUUAUGUUCUCUUACAUGCUCUUGACGAUGUGCCGGAAUCUGAUAACAUUCCUUCGAGAGACUUUUUUAAAUAGAUACAUUCCUUUUGAUGCAGCAGUUGACUUCCAUCGUUGGAUAGCAAUGAGUGCUGUUGUUCUUUCAGGUAGGUUCUUAAAGCCGUUAGGGCUUCUUUUAUGACAUCAUUGAUUGAAAAAUGAACUAGUAAAACUGGAAUCUACUCUAGUUUUCUGUUCAGCCAUCCAAUUACUUUGUAUAGUGGGAGCACAUACAGUAUGCUUAUGCCAUUAAAGUUAGUCUCUGUUAUAUUGUUGUGCAUACACAGUCUUUAACUACAUGAAAAGGUUGCACAUGCUAAAGUCAAACUUGGAAGGCUCAAUGGGGAUUCAAUGUUAGGGGUGGAGCUUGACCACUAGAAAUGAAAAACAUGCAAUGGAAUUAAAGUAAGUCCUAAGGGACAAUAGCACCAUACGUGCUACAAUACUUUGAAAAGCAACUUAAUAAAAAUGUUCAAGUAUAUUUAAGUGUAAAGAAAAGAUGAAGAAGGAAGUAUUGUUCUGGGUAAUAAUAUCAUUCAUACUCCAGGAUAUCAUUGACAACUAGAAAAAAUAUAUCCUCCCUAGUUAUAUAAUUUGAUGAUAUUAUUAUUAUUAUUAUUAUUAUUAACAUUAACAAAAAGUAAUAGAAUGAGGGGAAUGAUAUAACUGGCAUAAAUUGUAAAACAACAAUAUUUUGUUUUCAGAUUCACAAAUGUGGAUGGCAAAUAUAUAGAUUUUAUUCUCAGUAAAGAUCCUACUCAAACAUGUAUGAGUAAAUUUAUUGAUGUGUUCUAAAAAGUGGUCUAAAGUACUAAAAGUGGGACUAUAACCAUGGAAUUACCAUGGAAACCAAUGGAACCCACAGGCACAUUCCAAUUGUGACUUCUCUGCUUUUAAAUUAUUGUACCACUUUUAAGAACAAGACACUUUGAUGAAUCUCUCCCAUAACGUUCUCAAUAUUAAGUGCUUGUGGAUUGAUAGAGCUUAAGAUACUACAUGGGUGAGCCGAAAAGCCCUUUUAUACUAACAAAAGGUCUGAAUACUAUUGGUUCUAAAUAAGAUAUAUUAGAAAAGAAUAGAAGAAUUUGAUUGAGCUAAUUCAGAUUUGUUUCUCUCUGCAUAGUUUUCCAUGCAGUUGGACAUGUGGUCAAUGUUUACAUCUUCUCAAUCACUCCUAUCAGUAUUCUUGGUUGCGUUUUCCCAACAGUCUUUACUGAUGACGGGUAUGUAUAAAAAUAAAUGUAUACAAUUUUAAAAGUAGAAUUACUUUCUAUUAAAUGCCCCUUAUAAUUAAUACGUGCAUAAGGAGCGUUUUUAAAUACUGAAAUGUAAAUUUAGAAUUGUGUACACUUUGGAGGAGGCUAACAUUUCUCCAUUUCUAAUUUUAUCUUAUUAGAUCAGAGUAUCCAGAAAAGUUUUACUGGUGGUUUUUUGAGACUAUACCAGGUAAGCAUUACUAAACCAUAAUUACAUCUUGUGUAUACCAUUUGCGCACUCAUUGUCCUGCAUUCUGAUGACAUUCUUUAAUAAGGAUUGGUCAAGGGUUGUUUGUGAAUUCAAUUGAAUGCAUAUAUCUAAAAAAAAUGAAUGCAAAUAAUAAAUAUACUAUGUUAAAAAACAAGGUACCAGUGCCCCCAGAUUUGCCAUGUUUUCAAAUCCACAUUCAUUUUCAUAUCCACAUUCUACAUUUAACAAAUAAGUUAUUUUGAAUCACUUCCUGUAUGAUUACUUGAGUUCACACUUGCAAUUUUUACAUUCCAUAUCACGCAACACAUUUUUUAGAUACCAAACUAUAGGAGGUGAAACUGACAAAUCCAGGAAAUCCAAUUAAAUAUGCUAUAUCUUGCAACCCUUAAUGAUUUAUAUUUCAUGCAUACCUUACAUGUGCCACGUCUGCAUAAUGAAACUAAACUAGCAUUUUCUGUAAACUGAUAUAAUUUGGUCCAAUGUGGUUUAUAUCAUUCUUUGACUCAAGCUCUACAAGUGCUGUGGAUAUGAAUAAAUAUUUUUUUUUUAAAUACAAAUUCCUGCUUCUAGUGUUCGAGAGCAUUUUAGACCGACCAAAAAAAAAGAAAUUUAGAAUUUUGGCUUAUGAGAUAGUUCAUGUAAAUCCUUUAUCAUUGUUAUAUCCACUCAAAAAUACAGAUCAUGUUAGACAGCGGUGAUUAAAUGAAUAUCACUUUGUUUGUUCAUUACCUUUCAGGUAUGACUGGAGUACUUCUGCUAGUAGUCCUGGCUUUGAUGUAUGUUUUUGCUUCAAGUCAUUUCCGACGCGUUAGUUUCCGUUGGUUCUGGAUAACACAUCACCUCUAUGUCCUCUUCUACAUUUUGGUAAGCAUAAUGCAGAAUCUAGAAAGGCAUUCAGUUAGUUAAUAUAAUUCAUUAUCAGAAUGUUUAGAUAUCAUUUUUACAUUAGAAACUACAAAGGGCAUUAAGAUACUCAGGACGCUUCUUCUUUGUUCUCCUAUAGAGUCCACACAGAAUUAUUGCUGUAUCUAAAGAACAAAACAAAAGGGGGACAUGUGCUACUUUACAAUAUGUAUAGAACAUAAAUGUUCAUUCAGUAAUUAAAGAAUAUAAUAAUCAGUGCAGCCUCUGCCUAUAUGUCAUACCAAUGGCACAGUACUACUGAUAUGAAAACAUAGUAAAUAGUAAUGGUAUUAAAUAAGUUAUAUGGUAUAUUCAAUGCAUUUCUAAAAGGUAUAACAUCAAAUUACAGGAUUAAAUUUUAAGUACAGUUCUCUUAUUUACACAGUAAACAGGAUUACAGAAAUGUAAUCCUAAAUAUACACAGAUUGUCAAUGAGUUGGCAAAUAGGAGAUUUACAAAAUGCAAAUCUGGGAUAAAUCCACUGAUAUUUGUUCUUAUCCAGUUUUGUAAAAAUCUGGUGUCUGGAAUAAAAUUGUAAUUUCAUAGAGUUACUUUUAUGUAAAGCAUAUGAUUCACAUAUUUAUUAAACACGUAAAAUAAAGCAGAUUUACAGAGAUCUCUUACAGGAGAUGUGGUUACAAUACAUUGUUUUGCAGGCAAGGAGUACAGCAAUCUACAAGCUCUGAAGCCAGCAGGCAAAUAAUUAAACAUAAAAGUGUUCCCAGAAUCCCUUGUAAUCCAUUACAUCACAUAGAGCAAUGAGAGUGUAAAUAAUAGAGUGUGUUUGUGGCACUCUAUUAUUCAUUAUUUGGUGUAAUGCAUUUAUUUAUUAAUUAUGUAACAAUCAAGGAGGUAAUGGUCUUUUGUAAGAGGUGGUUAAAGGAACGCUCCAAACUUUCUUUUCCCCUGUUUUAUAAGAUGCUGAUUCAAUAGAAAUGGGCACUUUUAUAAAUGAACUUUGUAACACCUCCCCCAGCUGUCAAUCAGACAGCAGGGUGUGCUACUUCCUGGUAGUUUAGCUCUAUGUAACCAAACUCAAGAGGUAGGCAAUUGCCCAGAGCACUUGUGAUAGAGCUCAUUAAGUAUAUAAAUAAAAUUAGAUAUUGUGUAUGAGUUUAAUUUCUUACAAUGCUUAUGAUAUUUUACAGACAAUAAUACAUGGCAGUUUCGCUUUAAUCCAACAACCACGAUUUCACAUAUACUUCAUUGCCCCGGCUAUUAUCUAUAUUGGAGACAAACUGAUCAGUUUAAGCAGGAAGAAGAUAGAGAUUGAGGUUCUGCAAGUAGAUCGACUUCCUUCAGGUAAUCUGGUCAUUGCGGGUUUGGCUGUCAUGUUUGGUUUAGACAAUGUCUCUUAAAAUUUCACCAUUAAACCUUGAUAGCUUGUGUUAACAUUUUUUAAUGAAAUGCAAAAUGCAAUAAAAUAAAUAAAUAAAUAUAUAUAUAUAUUAAUAUGACAGCAAAUAAUAUCAUAAUCCAGUUCAGAUAAGGCAAAGCCAUGAGUAUAGAGUAUACUUCAUUUCUAUGGCUACUGCCAAGUACAAAGGGCAGAGCGCAAAACAAUGACUGACCGGAAGCAAAGAUGGAGGCACCCAGUUGCAGGAUAAAAAGGUGGUUAUUUUUUUCAUACUUCACAGAUAAAUAUUUGUUAAAUAUAGGGAAUGGGUAAAUAUAAUAUUUAUAAAAUUUGGUAAGUCAGAACUCCCCUUUAAACCUACAAAGACACUGGAACAAUGAUUAUUACUAUGUAGUAUGUUUUUUUUUUUUGUUUUUUUUUGCGACUACAAGAAUUUUAAACUUUUCCCUAGGGUUUGUUUUGAUGAAUGAAUAAUGAGUUUCACGCGAUGACUUUUUAUGUGCUAGUGAUUUAUUUAUUUCAAAUAAACAUAUAUAAAAGAGUUGGCAUUGUGUGAAACCUAGUAUAACGUGUUUUACAACCUUAUAUGAUAUUUUAGUAUAAUAUCAUAUACAUCUGCUUUCUAUUUUUGAACACUUUAUUGACAGUGGAAAAAUGAUUACUACUAUGUAAUAUGUUGUGGGUUUUUUUUUGGUGACAAACAAUGUUAAGCAUUUCUCUAGAAUUUGUUUUGAUGAAUGAAUAAUGCGUUUCACUCGAUCACUUUCUUUGUGCUAACGAUAUAAGGAUUUAAAUAAACAUAUAUAAAACUUAGUUACUGUGUGAAACAGAUUAUAACAAGUUUUACAACCUUAUAUGAUACCUUAGUAUAAUAUUAUAUAGAUCUGGUUACUAUUUUUGUGCAGUUUAUUGGUCUAGAACAAGGGUACGCAACCUUUUCACAGCAUUACACCAAAACAAGACUUAAAAUCCUCUGGCAUGCCAUAUAUAUAUACACAGGUUAUUUAGCUUUACAUAUGAAUCCAGGGUUCCUUUCUUCAUGAUGGAUGAGAUCCAGCAAUCCAUCAAAGUUCAUGGUUUUGUUUUGGUGUUUUUUUUGCCGUUGCUGGACCUGCAAUGCCUCUUCUAGGAUGUAGGUUUGUUGUGCUGCGCAGUAGAUUUUAAAUUUUCUAUUCUAUUUUCAUAGAUGAAUGAUUCCAUUAAAAUGCUUCUCUAGGCGUGUUUAAUGAUAUGCUAAACAGAUAAAACAAACAUAUUGAGAAAUUUAAACCAAAGUUUUGCCGAGGAGGCUUAUCAAAAAUAGAAAACAAAUACAACCAUAGAAAUGGAGCUUGAACUCUAUGCACUGCCUGUCAAUUUCACAUAAACAUUUUUUGACAAAUCUAUUUUGCUUUUCUUUUGGAAAGAAAUGUUGCCAUUAACCAGCCUCUUUUUCCUCCUUCAAUAUUAGGAGUAACGCACAUUAGGUUCCAACGUCCAUCUGAUUUUCAUUAUAUGUCUGGACAAUGGGUCAGGAUUGCUUGUUUGAAUCUUGGCACUGAUGAAUACCAUCCUUUCACACUGACCUCAGCUCCACAUGAGAAGACAUUGAGUUUGCAUAUAAGAGCUGUUGGCCCAUGGACAACCCGCUUAAGGGAGAUUUACACAUCUCCAGCUGAUCCACUGCAGAUAUAUCCAAAGGUAUUGAUGCUUAGUUUCAUUUAUCUAUAGCACAAAAGACUGCACUGACUUACGAGGUUAAUGAGAAGUACUUGAAUCCAUCAAUAGUCUAAUCUCUCAAUGCUUUAUAUGCAAAUUCAGUUCAAUUUCCUGAUUAUUAUUAUGAUUUUUAUAUAGCGCCAUCAAAUUCCGCAGCGCUUUACAAUGGGUGGACGAACAGACAUGUAGUUGUAACCAGACAAGUUGGACACACAGGAACAGAGGGGUUGAGGGCCCUGCUCAAUGAGCUUACAUGCUAGAGGGAGUGGGGUAAAAUGACACAAAAAGGUAAGGAUAGUAUUAGACUAGUGACAGUUGCAGAAGAGGAGACCAAUAUGUGUGUCAUCAAGAAUUUUUUUUUUUAGAGGUUUAGCUGAAGUUUCAGAAAAAGUCUAUGCCAAUUAAUGUUAACUUCCCACUUCCACAAAAGUCACUAUAUCUCUCAAUGCAAAGUAUAUGUCUCAGCCGUGUAUCAGAAGAAUGCAUAAACUUUUUUUUUUUUUUUAAAUCUGUUUCAGCUUUAUCUUGAUGGACCAUUUGGAGAAGGGCACCAAGAGUGGAAUAAGUUUGAAGUCUCUGUCUUAGUUGGAGGAGGCAUUGGCGUUACUCCCUUUGCUUCAAUUCUGAAAGAUCUGGUAUUUAAAUCAUCAAUCAAUUCAAGGAUCUACUGCAAAAAGGUAAUACUCCUUGAGAGAUCAUUAUUAACCUUUAUUAUACUAUAUUGUGAAUAUGAAAGUUUGGUGUCCUGGAUUAGAGAAUAUUUUGAAAUAUUUUAAGAUUAAAACUUGCAAAAUAGAAAAAGAUCUAUAGGUAUUCUAUUAUAAUCAGAGUGGCAAUAUUUAAGCCAAUGAUUUGUCAACCACUAAUUGGCUGAAACAUUGACUUAUUGAUUACAAAAAUAAGAAUCAGACAUUGCAUGCCUAAUAUACACAAGGGUUUUUAUUAGUGUACGAUAAUAAAUGUUUAAUAAACAAAAAUGUUGUUACAUUUCAGGUAUAUUUCAUCUGGGUUACACGCACGCAAAAACAGUUUGAAUGGCUGACAGAUAUCAUUAGAGAAGUGGAAGAAAAUGACAAAAACAACCUUUUGUCGGUCCACAUAUACAUAACACAGCUUGCUGAAAAGUUUGACUUCCGCACAACCAUGCUGGUAAGAAAAUAAUGCUCUUUCUAAAAAAAAAAAAAAUAUAUAUAAAAAAAAAAAUAUAUAUAUAUAUAAAGAAAUAAAUGAUAAAAAUAUAAAAAUAUUAGGUUAUUAAGAGAUCUAUAACACACACACACAUUUAUAUAUAUAUAUAUAUAUAUAUAAAUAUAUAAAUAUGUCUCAAUGUUCCUUGUACUACAUGCUUCAAGGGUGUGUUGGCUUACAUGCUGGGUGCUGGAUCCAGGUCAUAGAUAUCCAGAAAAUUCAACAGAUGGUCCGCACUCCAGGCUCCAUUUAAAAAGCAACUUUUAUUCUUACAUCAAAGUAAAAAUUAUGUGCCAAAGGUCAACGUUUCAGUCCCAGUUCGGGAUGAUGAAAGUCCCUAACUGGGACUGAAACGUUGACCUUUGGCACAUCAUUUUUACUUGGAUGUAAGAAUAAAAGUUACUUUUUAAACGGAGCCUGGAGUGUGGACCAUCUGUUGAAUUUUAUAUAUAUAUAUGGCAAAAUGAAUAUGCACAGACACUCUAUUAAACACCACAAAGAAGAAUCCUACUGCACUCCUGUGGGACACCACUUUACCCAGCCUGGCCACUCACUGAAGGACCUAAAAAUCAAAGUACUGAAAGGGGGUUUUAAAAAUACCCAGGAAAGAAACACUUUUGAAGCCAGAAUGAUUAAAUGGUUUAACAGCAAUAAUAGAGGACUAAAUAUUGAUUUGGGUUUCCUGUCCCACUGCCAACACUUUACAUGAACACUCUCCCAGCAUUAUCUUACAGUUCUGUCAUAUGUAUCAACAUUUUAAAAUGCGUUCCUUAAUGUUUAUUCUAUCUAUAUACAAAGUAUAUAGUAUGUGUAGACCUAUGCUUUCCCAUACUCGUAUGUAUGUAUGCUUAUAUAUUAUUACUAUAUAUAUAUUACUGUGCAUUUAUAUUUGUGUGUGAGUUCAUGUGCAUGUAUGUAUAUGUGUUUAUGUAUAUGUACAUGUGUUAAUGCGUUCACAUAUACAUAUUUAUGUGUAUGUGUAUGUAUAAAGUGUACCAUCCUCUGCACUGUCUGCUUGUUUGUUUUUCUUCUCCCUCUCUCCCCCCUCACUCGGCUCUUCAGAAAGAUAUGUAUGACCCUCUGUAAAAAUUGUGUCUAUUUUCUAACAAACCUGUGUCUUAUCUGCACUCAUGUCGCUUUAACCACUGUAUCACAACUCAACUUUGAAUUCUAUGUGUCGUCUUGCUCAGAAAUGCUUCAGACUUGAGAAAGGGAGAUUCUCCCGAAAGCUUGUCAUUAAAAAAUUCUGUUAGUCCAAUAAAAAAAGGUAUUACAAGAUAAGAAUUGUAUCUGUUUUUUUACACACAUAUAUAAAUAUAACACAUAUAUGUAUACACUUUAAAGUUCUUGACAUGUGUAAAUGAUACAAUUAUAUGUUAAAAACAUUUUAGCAGUUCUGAUGCCAAGAUUUAAAUCUAUGAUAUUUUUCCUCUAUGUUUUCAUAUUUUAGUAUAUAUGCGAAAGACACUUCCAGAAGGUACAAAACCAGAGUCUGCUAACUGGUCUUCGUUCAGUGACACAUUUUGGGAGACCCCCAUUUCUUGGUUUCUUAAAUUCCUUACAGGAUGUCCAUCCUAUGGUUAGUGACUAACAACUUUGCUAGUGAUCUGAACAUAUUUUAAAUAGGUAUUGAGUACAACUGUACACCAUUUAUUGUGCAAUGCGAAGCUAUUUAAAGUCUGAUGCUUGCAUCAUAAUUUUAAGAAUACUGCACACCAGUGGUUCCCAAACCAGUCCUAAUUGUCCACCAACAGUCCAGGCUUUGUCAGUAUCUCCAUUGGAAUAAAAAAAGGGAAAUGAAUACAUUGGGGGGAUUUGGACCUUUGAGGGGGGAAUUAGACACAUGGAGAGGGUUGGGUUGGAGGGAAUCAGACAUGUGGCAGGGUGGGAAUGAGAUACUUGGGAGGUAAGAGACACAUGAAGGGAUUUGUGGGGGGAAAUUAAACAUAUGGAGGGGAUCAGGGGGAAAUUAGAAACAUGCGGGAGGUGGGAGAGGGAAAAUAAGACACAAGAGAGGGCCCAGGGCAAUUUUUGCACCGGGGCCCGGUGGUUUCUAGUUACGCCUUUGCCACUGCUGUAUACUAUCUUAUGUGCUUAUUGUGCAGUAACAGUUGCUUUAUAUUUAGAUAUUUAAUUGCAGCUUUGAAUGGUGUUUGACUAUCCAUUAGCAGCCAUCUUUCACUGUGUUGUACACAGCAUUUUUAACACUACUUUGUUAAAGGGACACUCCAAGAUAAUCUAUGCUCCUAGCAUAGGCUAUGAUGCAAGUGGUUCUCAUCAGUUUUAAUAUAAGUGGAGUAAGCUGUAUAAGGUAUCUGCAGCUGUCAGUUAAAAUAAUUAUUUAAAAACCACAUCACUGCUGCUAUCAGCAUUUGAUAUAUCAGUGUGAUGUGUGCUUUUCCAUGAUUAAAAAUGCUGCUAGUUGUGAAUAAUGCACUCCAUAAAAUUAUGUUUAUGGACAAGUUAUGUUCACCUAUUCCAUUGAUGGGGCAAUUAAUGAAAGUACUGGAUGACAGAUUUUCAGCCACCUGAUGAUUUAGCAUAGGUCACUGCAGUAGACACAAUAUUUUAACUUAACCCCUUAAGGACACAUGACAAUGAUUCCCUUUUAUUCCAGAAGGUUGGUCCCUAAGAGGUUUAAGGGUUAUGCUUUAUCUUGCUAGUCAGUGGUUAUAGCGAUGUCCUUCCAUUCAGCAUCAAACCAUCUUUAAUGUUUUAAUGUUAAACGGAAGUCCUCAGCAACCCAUCCCCUUUGUGCUGCUUGGACUAUUGGUGGAUAAUUAGCAUUUGCAGCAAUGGGUGUUUGUGAUUUGCUGAGAGUGUCAGCUGACCACUUUCAACCGAUCACCAUGCCAAUUGCUGGUAUGAAUUGGUAUAACUAAGGAAGAGUAUGAUCUCAGUGUUAGCCACAGUUCCAGUGGGGGCAGGGCUAUGGGUGGCCAGGUACCCUUAUUUAGUGUUAUAAACGGCUUGCAAAUGGUUUUAACACUGAAUGGAGGGGCAGUGUCAGGCUAUUUCAAGCAAUAUAAUCAAUUUAAUGAGAUGCAAUGGCUUACAGUAUCCCCUUAACAUUUUUAAAGAAUUACAUACAAAUGUAAUAAAUAUAUAUAUCUUCCUAAAAAGACCCUUAGAGUGCCAUGCCAUCCACAAAGUAUGAGCUUCAAGUACUUGCCACAAUGCAUGAUCACAUUUUGAGUUUGUGUCAUUAGAAUAUAUGGAAAACAUGGUGGGUUUUUAGAGGAAUAAGGCAACACCUAGUAACCAAUAUAUUAUCGUUAAUUUGGUUGGACUAGUAUUUUUAGUUGGUUACAUAAUCCUACAACAAUCAAACGUUAUACUUUAUUUUUUUUUAUUUUUUAAGGUAAAGAAAAUUGGUGUGUUCAGCUGUGGCCCUCCUGGAAUGACAAAAAAUGUGGAGACUGCUUGUAGAAAACUUAACAAAAAGGAUGAGUCCUAUUUUGUGCAUCAUUAUGAAAACUUUUAAGAAUUUCACGAUCAAUGCUUUGAUCAACACCUAAAGACGAAUCUUCUGUUUUAUUUUAUUUUUUUUGGGGGGGGAGGGGAUUCCUGAGAAUGAAAGGCCAUUACAUGUUUGCUUUUUACAUAUGUUCAUUGUUACAGCCUCUGCACAUUUUAUAAAUAAAUAGAGAUUUAAAGAUACCUAAUCUUAAUUAUAAAAUGAAUGAAUCAGCUUUUCAUGCAUCAUGCAUAAUUUGAUGCUCUUACAGCUUCAAAUACCCCCCCAAAAAAGUUGUGAAAUUAAGUAGUGAUGACAGCAUUUUUAUUUCAGUACUUAUGUUUACAUCCAUUAUAUUAUGCAAUAAUAAGUUUGUGUCUCAAUAAUAAGUUUGUGUCUGACUUUCUCUGUUGUGAUGUUAUGAAGAAAUAAUAAAAAAAAUAUAAAAC
Messenger RNA from Pelobates cultripes (western spadefoot toad), 79234 nucleotides. The record is from the annotation of a GenBank genome assembly. NCBI's taxonomy places the organism in Eukaryota, Metazoa, Chordata, Amphibia, Anura, Pelobatidae.